This is a messenger RNA of Sinocyclocheilus rhinocerous, 88373 nucleotides long. Its product is annotated as titin-like. Gene Ontology annotation, molecular function: ATP binding; protein kinase activity; protein binding. The record is from RefSeq and is a predicted model, not a curated record. Gene Ontology annotation, biological process: protein phosphorylation. NCBI's taxonomy places the organism in Eukaryota, Metazoa, Chordata, Actinopteri, Cypriniformes, Cyprinidae.
CCAGCCUUGCCUCGGGUGUAGGGAUUGCAAGGGAAAAGCAAAACUACACGGUCUAGACCUUGUGUAGUUUUGUUUUUUGGGUUAUAACGGGGCCCAACCGUUCUCACCUUGGAUUUUCUGGAAACAUUUUGGAUAAGAGGACUGUUGCUGAGGCACUAGCUACCUGGGCACAGUCCCAUCAAGUGUAGGCAGCCUUGUGAUACAAGGUGCCUUCUACCAUGUCAACACAAGCUCCAACAUUUACACAGCCGCUUCAGAGCGUUGUGGCACUUGAGGGUAGUGCUGCAACGUUCCAGGCUCAAGCUAGUGGUAAUCCAGUUCCAGAGGUGAGCUGGUUUCGUGAUGGCCAGGUUCUUACUGCUGCCGCUCUGCCCGGCGCUCAGAUCUCGUUCAGCGAUGGCCGCGCUGUUCUGAUGAUCCCCGCUGUGACAGCCGCACACAGUGGAAGAUUUUCUGUGAGAGCCACCAAUGGCGCUGGACAAGCCACUAGCACUGCUGAACUGCUGGUUACAGUGGAAACUGCGCCACCAAACUUCAUUCAGAGACUACAGAGUAUGACUGUUAGACAAGGAAGCCAAGUGAGACUAGAUGUUCGAGUGACAGGAAUCCCUACACCUGUGGUGAAGUUCUACAGAGAGGGAGCUGAGAUUCAGAGCUCUGCUGACUUUCAGAUUGUUCAAGACGGAGACCUUUACAGUUUGUUGAUUGCCGAGGCCUUCCCAGAAGAUUCUGGAACUUAUUCUGUCAGUGCUUCUAACAGCAGUGGACGUACUACCUCUACAGCUGAACUUCUGGUUCAAGGUGAGGAGGUUGCAGUGCCUGCAAAGAAGACCAAGACUUUUGUUUCAACUUCCCAGAUUUCACAGACUCGCCAGGCUAGAGUUGAAAAGAGAAUGGAGGCAUCAUUUGAGUCCACAGCCAUGAUGGAAAUGCAAAUAGAGGAUGGUGAUUUGGCCCACAAGGCACCACCCCGUGUGCCUCCUAAGCCGACCUCCAAGUCCCCAACCCCACCGACAGGAGUGUCAAAAGUCGCAGCAACGCGCCAUCAGUCACCCUCCCCUGUGAGGCCUGUUAAAGCCCCCAUUCACACACCUCACAGGCCUGCUUCCCCUUCAAGACUGUCCGUGUCCCCUAUCAGACCAGUCAAGUCCCCAAUGACUACACUCAAACAAGCCGCACAGGCUGCAGAUGUUCUGCCUCCAUGGAAGCAGGAGGGUUAUGUGGGAGAAUCCAGUUAUACCAGCAUGACUACUGGGGCCUCAUAUGUCCAGACCUCCUCCACAUUUGUCCACAAGGAGCAGCAAUGGGAAGGUUCUUUUGCUAUGCAGCAACAAGCCAGUGGAGUCGCUUUCAAACAAAUUGUUGAGACUGCAGCAAUCCCAUCCCUCACAAAAGAGCAAGUGAUGCCGCCAACUAUUGUGGCUGGUUUGAAGAAUGUGACUGUCACAGAGGGAGAGUCUAUCACUCUGGAGUGCCAGAUUUCAGGCCACCCUACCCCAGCCAUUAUGUGGUUCAGAGAGGAUUAUAGAAUUGAGAACUCAAUUGACUUCCAGAUCACUUAUGAAAACAGCUAUGCCCGCUUGGUGAUCCGUGAGGCCUUUGCUGAAGAUAGUGGCCGCUUCACUUGCACUGCUACCAGUGAGGCUGGAACUAUCAGCACCUCAUGCUACCUGCUUGUCAAAGUGUCAGAAGACAUUGAAAGCCGGGAGGAUUUUUCUACUUUCUCUGAACACAUUGAAAUGUCUGCUCAGGAAAGACAGGUUACAGCUGAAGCCAAAGAGGAGACCAUGUCUGAAAUAAGUGCCGUCUCUGAGUCUGUGGAGGCUGGAGCAGGUGUUGCCCCAUUCUUUGUGAAGAAACCCACAGUGCAAAAGCUUGUGGAGGGAGACAGCAUAGUCUUUGAGUGCCAAGUCGGAGGAAGCCCCAAGCCACAUAUUUUCUGGAAGAAAAGUGGAAUUCCACUUACUACUGGAUACAGGUACAGAGUAGCCUACAAUAAGGACACAGGAGCAUGCAAGCUUGAGAUCUCCAUGACAUUUGCUGAUGAUGCAGGAGAGUACACCAUCUUUGCUAGGAACCCACUUGGAGAGAUUUCUGCUUCAGCCAUGCUACUUGAUGAAGAGGCAUAUGAGCUGUAUAUGAAGAAACAGGAAGAGACAUUCAAGACAGAAAUUACUACUAUUAUAGAGGAGCCAAAAGUGGCUGACAUACCUGCUGUUGUUGAGACUGUAACUGAGAAAGAGCAGAUGCUCAUGCAGAGGAGGAUGGCGCAACAAACCCAGAUGAUGCAGUCCUUCAUUUCAGAGCAGGAGUUACAAAUAUCUAACUUGGAGCAGAGAUUCAUCCAAGAAAUUGAGUUCCGCCUGCUCAAGAUUACUUACCAGGAGCUGGUGACUGAGGAUGGGGAGCAGUUGGAUAUGAGUGUUUCUGAACAUGAUGCUAUUUCUCCAGUCUUUAAUACUCCAGUUAAAAGCUACAGACUCAGGGAGGGAAUGAGUGCAACAUUUCAUUGCAGGAUGACAGGAACCCCUUUCCCUAAGAUCAUCUGGUACAAAGAUGGUAAGCGCAUCACACAUGGAGGCUGUUAUCAGAUGGAGGUUCUGCAGGAUGGUAGAGCCAGUCUGCGCCUUCCUACGGUGGUGCCAGAAGAUGAUGGUGUCUACACUGCUUUGGUCAGUAACAUAAAGGGUAAUGCUGUCAGCUCUGGAAAGCUGUAUGUGGAGCCAUCUGGUGUAGCACAAACACAGCUUCCUCAGCCUGGGGCAGUUCAAAGAAUCAGGUCCACGUCACCACGCUCCACAAGUCGUUCUCCUGGUCGAUCACCUGCUCGAAGACUUGAUGAGACAGACGAGGCCCAGCUAGAAAGACUCUACAAGCCUGUGUUUGUACAGAAGCCAUCAUCCUUCAAGUGCUCUGAGGGACAGACUGCAAGAUUUGAUCUGAAAGUUGUUGGGAGACCCAUGCCUGAAACUUACUGGUUCCACAAUGGACAACAAGUGGUCAAUGACUAUACCCACAAGAUUGUGGUAAAGGAGGAUGGAACUCAGUCAAUGAUUGUGGUUCCUGCCAUGCCUCAGGACUCCGGAGAGUGGACCGUUGUUGCUCAGAACAGAGCUGGAAAGACUACCGUAUCUAUGACUCUCACUGUUGAAGCCAAGGAAAACUUGGUGAGACCACAAUUUGUGGAAAAGCUAAGAAACAUCAGCGUUAAAGAGGGUACUUUGGUUGAGCUAGCUGUUAAAGCUAUUGGCAAUCCCCUUCCUGACAUUGUUUGGCUGAAGAACAGUGACAUAAUCUCCCCACACAAACACCCACAUAUUAGGAUUGAGGGUGGUAAAGGCGAAGCUCAUUUCAAGAUUCCAUCAUGUACAGGAUCUGAUAGCGCAUGGUACACUGCUACUGCUAUCAACAAAGCUGGCAGAGAUACCACACGCUGCAAAGUUAACAUUGAGGUGGAUGCAGUAAUUCCUCAGCCUGAGAAAAAGCUUGUCAUUCCCAAGGGAACUUACAAGGCCAAAGAAAUUGCUGCACCAGAGUUAGAGCCACUGCAUCUUCGCUAUGGUCAGGAACAAUGGGAAGACGGUGACCUCUAUGAUAAGGAGAAGCAACAGAAGCCUCACUUCAAAAAGAAGCUUACCUCAGUCAGGCUGAAGCGAUUUGGACCGGCACACUUUGAGUGCAGACUGACCCCUAUUGGUGACCCAACCAUGAUUGUUGAGUGGCUGCAUGAUGGCAAGCCACUGGAAGCUGCUAACAGACUACGCAUGGUCAGUGAGUUUGGCUAUUGCAGUCUUGACUACGAAGCUGCUUAUUCCAGAGAUAGUGGCAUCAUUACUUGCAGAGCUACCAACAAGUUUGGAGUUGACCAGACCUCUGCUACACUAAUUGUUAAAGAUGAGAAAAGCCUUGUUGAGGAAACUCAGUUGCCAGAGGGAAGGCGAGGACAAAGAAUAGAAGAAAUAGAGCGUAUUGCACAUGAGGGUGGCCCCUCUGGAGUUACUGGAGAUGAUAAUUUUGAAAAGACUAAGCCAGAGAUUGUGCUACUUCCAGAGCCAGUAAGAGUUACAGAGGGAGAAAUGGCUAAAUUCCGCUGUAGGGUGACUGGCUACCCUACCCCAAAGGUUAACUGGUACCUCAAUGGACUGCUCAUCCGCAAGAGUAAAAGGUUCAGACUUCACUUUGAUGGUAUUCACUACUUGGAAAUUGUAGAUGCCAAGCCCUAUGAUUCAGGAGAUGUCAAAGUUGUGGCUGAAAACCCUGAAGGUGUUACUGAGCAUCUUGUAAAAUUUGAGAUACAGCAGAAGGAGGACUUCAGGUCAAUCUUGCGGCGUGCUCCUGAGAUUAAGGCUCCUGCUCCUGUACCAACACAAGAGCAUGGUAGAGUCUCAUUUGAGGUUGUCAAAACCGAGAAACCAUCUGAGACCUCUAAAGAACCCAAGGAGGUGGUUAAGCUAAAGAAAACUGAGAGAGUAAUCCAUGAGAAAUUAACAGAAGAAACAGAGGAGCUAAGAAGCAAAUUUAAGCGUAGGACCCAGGAGGGUUACUAUGAAGCAAUAACUGCCGUAGAACUGAAGUCCCGCAAGAAGGAUGAGUCUUAUGAGGGUAUGCUGAAGAAGAGGAAAGAAGAACUUCUUCAUCAUGCAAAAGAACUAGGGCCUGAUGCUGAGAAGAAUGAAGAGGAGGGUAAACUCACCAUUCCCAAAGUCAAACCAGAGAAAAUUGUGCUCUCUCCAAGCAUGGAGGCUCCUAAGAUCAUAGAACGGAUCCAGAGCCAGACAGUUUGCCUGGAAGAUGAAGUACACUUUCGCUGUAGAAUCACUGGUAAACCAGAUCCAGAAUGUCAGUGGUUCAAGAAUGGUGUCUUAAUGGAGAAGUCAGACCGGGUUUACUGGUAUUGGCCAGAGGACCAUGUCUGUGAAUUAGUGAUAAAAAAUGUCUUAGCUGAAGACUCAGCAAGUGUAAUGGUCAAAGCCAUAAACAUUGCUGGAGAGACCUCAAGCCAUGGUUUCCUACUGGUUCAAGGCAAACAAGUUGUUUCAUUCACACAACUUCUAGAAGAUCAGAAUGCUAAAGAGAAGGACACCAUGGUGACCUUUGAAUGUGAGACGAACGAGCCAUUUGUGAAGGUCAAAUGGAUGAAGAACAAUGCAGAAAUUUUCUCAGGUGACAAAUACAGAAUGCACUCUGACAGAAAGGUGCACUUCCUGUCAGUGCUGAUAAUUUCUAUGAAUGACGAAGCAGAGUACAGUUGUGUGGUUGUUGACGAUGACCACAUAAGAACCAGUGCCUCACUUUAUGUUGAAGGUGCACCACUUGAAAUAGUAAAGAAUCUUGAGAAUAUGGAAGUACCUGAGACAUACUCUGGAGAGUUUGAGUGUGUUUUGUCCCGUGAGGAUGCUGAAGGCACCUGGUAUUUUGAGAACAAAGAAAUCACUCCUAGCCUCAAAUAUGUUGUGUCUGCACGUCGUGGUCGUCAUAGCCUUUCUGUGAAAGAUGUUAAGAAAGAAGACCAGGGAAAAUACACUUUUAGAGUGGGAGAUCUUAAGACAAGUGCCUCCCUUAAGAUGAAAUUGCGCCCUGUGACUCUGAUGCAAGGUCUUUCUGACCUGACAAUCUGUGAGGGUGAUAUUGCCCAACUUGAGGUGCGAUUCUCUCAGGAAAAUGUUGAGGGAUCAUGGAUGAAGAAUGGCCAAGCAGUUUCUGCUUCCCAUAAGAUUCACAUGGUCAUUGACAAAGUCACCCAUAAGCUUCUCAUUGAGGACGCCAGUAAGGAUGAUGCAGGAAUGUACUCAUUUGUUGUUCCUGCUCAGGACAUUUCUUCAAAUGGAAAGCUAACAGUUCAAACUAUUGGCUUCUUGGCACCACUAAAGGAUGUUUCCACAGUGGAAGGAACUAAAGCUGUCCUUGAGGCUAAAAUCUCUGCUACUGAUAUAACUUCAGUGAAAUGGUUCCACAACAACAAGCUGGUGACAGCAAGUGAUAGAGUCCAGAUGGUUGUCAAAGGAUCUAAACAGAGACUGGCUAUUAACAGGACCUACGCAUCAGAUGAAGGACAGUAUAAAUUGAUUGCUGGCAAAGUAGACUCAACCUGUAAACUUUCUGUCCAGCCUGUAUCUAUUGUUAAGCACAUGGAAGACUGCGUUUGCACUGAGACCCAGAAUGUCACCUUUGAAGUGGAGGUAUCUCAUCCUGGCAUUGAUGCUCUCUGGACUUUCAAGGGUCAACCUUUAAAGGCAGGUCCAAAGUACAAGAUUGAGGGCAAAGGUACACACUAUAGCCUCACUGUUUUGAAUGCCAUGAAGGAUGAAGAAGGAGAGUACAUGUUUAUGGCUGGUGAAAAGGAAUCUAGAGCAAGGCUUACUGUAUCAGGUGGUGCUAUAAAUGGGCCACUCCAUGAUGUGACUGUAGCAGAAUCCCAGACUGCUGAGCUGGAGUGUGAAGUUGCUAAUCCUGCUACAGAAGGCAAAUGGCUUAAAGAUGGCCACCCCAUUGACUUCAGCGAUAAUAUCAUAAGUGAAAACAAAGGUGCUGUCAGACGCCUUGUCAUCGUCAUCACCAGGCCACAGGAUGUUGGAGAGUACACCUACCAGGUGGCAAAUUCCAAGACAUCCGGCAACUUGAAGGUUGAAGCCGUUAAAAUCAGGAAGACAAUAAAGAACCAAACUGUUACUGAGACCCAGGAGGCAGUAUUCAGUCUCGAACUCACCCAUUUAGAUGUGAAAGGAUCCCAGUGGAUCAAGAAUGGUGUUGAGAUUCAACCAAGUGAUAGAUUUGAGAUAACUGUCCAAGGCAUGGUUCACACCCUGAAGAUCAAGAACUGUAACACCCAAGAUGAAUCAGUCUAUGGGUUCAAACUUGGAAAACUCUCUGCUAAUGCCAGACUCAAUGUUGAAACUAUCAAAAUUGUGAAAAAACCAAAGGAUGUGACAUCACUACUGGGUGCCACUGCCUCAUUUGAGCUGAGUUUGUCCCAUGAUGACAUUCCAGUUAAGUGGAUGUUUAAUAAUCAGGAGCUCGAGCCAAGUUCAAAUAUUAAAACACUGUCUGAGAGGAAAGCCCACAAACUUAUCAUUCAGAGUGUUGAAGGUCACAUGGCAGGAGAAUACAUUGCUGUGGUCGGGCAUCUGCAGUGCAGUGCACAUCUUCAUGUUGAAUAUUUGGGAGUCACCAAACCUUUGAAGAACAUUGAGGUUCCAGAGACCCAUGUGGCAACAUUUGAGUGUGAAGUUUCACAUUUCAAUGUUCCAUCGAUUUGGCUGAAAAAUGGAGUUGAGAUUGAAAUGAGCGAGAAGUUUGGAAUUGUGGUGCAAGGCAAACUUCAUCAGCUGAAGGUCAUGAAUGCCAGCCAAGAGGAUGUUUCAGAAUACACAUUUGUUUGUGGAAAUGACAAAGUCUCUGCUACUCUGGCUGUAAAACCAAUUCUGAUCACAUCCAUGCUUCAAGACCUCAAUGCUAAAGAAAAAGACACUAUUACAUUUGAGGUGACCAUCAACUAUGAAGGCAUCACCUACAAAUGGCUGAAGAAUGGUGUAGAAAUCCGAUCCAGUGAUAGAUGCCAAACUCGCGCCAAACAGUUCACUCACUCGCUCACUCUCCGAAACGUUCACUUUGGGGAUGGGGGAGACUACAAGUUUGUGGCUGGAUCUGCUGAAACGUCUGCAAAACUCUUUGUUGAUGCUCGUGUGAUUGAAUUCACCAAGCACAUUAAAGAUAUCAAGGUAACUGAGAAGAAGAAGGCUAUAUUUGAAUGUGAGCUCUCUGAACCCAGUGUCCCUGUGAUGUGGAUGAAGGAUGGGCAGGAACUUGAGAUGUCUGACAGAUUCAAAGCCACCAUUGACAAAUUCCUGCAGCGUUUGAUGAUCCAGACAGUGCGCAUUUCUGAUGCUGGAGAGUACUCUGUGGUUGCUGGUGCAAGCGUUUCCAAGGCAAACCUCAUUGUGGAGGGCAAGGAUGUCCGCAUCUCUGAGCCUGCUGAGAAGGACAUCACUGUGGUUGAGAAACAGAGGGCUACAUUUGAGUUUGAAGUUAAUGAGGAUGACAUUGAAGGCCGCUGGCUGAAAAAUGGUGUUGAAAUUCAAUCUUCUGAUGAGCGUUUCAACUAUGUGACAGUUAGAAAGACACAUCGCUUGACAAUCACUGAAACUUACAGAAGUGAUGCUGGAGAAUACACUUUCAUUGCAGGAAAAAACAGGAGCACAGUCAAUCUGCAUGUCCAGAUCCCCGAGCCUCCUCAGAUCAUCAGGGACAUGCAGCCCCUGUCUGUUGAGGCUGGUAAACCUGCACGUUUCUCUGUGGAAGUGACAGGAAUUCCUCAGCCUCAGGUAUCUUGGUAUAAGAACUCUCAGGCCCUGUCUUCUGGCUUCAAGUGUAAGUUCCUGAGGGAGGGAAAUGAGCACAUUUUGUUGCUGAUUGAGGUCUUCCCAGAGGAUGCCGCUCAGUACAACUGUGAAGCUAAGAAUGACUAUGGAGUAGCCACAAGCUCUGCUUCACUUAAUGUGGAAGUUUCAGAAGUGGUUUCUCCAGACACGGUGGCUCCAGUGGCUCCACCAGUAAUUAUUACCUCACUGCAAAAUACCUCUGCUGAAGAGGGAGAAUCAGCCAAAUUCCAGUGCCGUGUCUCUGGAGAUGAUCUGAAGAUUACCUGGUACUUCAGAGAUAAGGAGAUUGUGGAGUCUGAGAACUUCAGAAUGUCUCAGUUUGAUGACACCUGCCAGCUUGAGAUCUCCAGAGCAUAUGUUGCAGAUGCAGGAGAAUACACAUGUGUUGCACGCAAUUCUGGAGGAAUGGUCUCUUGCUCCGCUGUUUUGACCGUCAAUGAUCUCAGUGUGAGAACAGUAGGUAGGCAAAGUGUUUCGAGCACUGGAAUGACUCAUUCGGAGAUGGUCACCUCCCAGACCAUGAGUGAGACUCAUUCUUCCACUAUGCAAACUUUUGAAAGUGUCUCUACGGUGAUGAUGUCCACAACAUCUGUUAAAAGCAUUGAGGUCCAACAAGUUACCUCUAUGGAAGAAUAUUCUACAAGCCCCACUUUGACCCUGAAAAUGAGUGAUGUCAUUGUCAGCCUGGGUGAUGUGGCUCAGUUCAACUGCUCCUUCAGUGGACAACCAUUUACUGAAAUUAUAUGGGAUCAUAAUGGAAGGACAAUCACAAAUACAGAAAGGGUGCAGUAUGUACAUCAAGGCGGGCUCAUUUCUCUCAUCAUAUUCAGUGUCCAUCUUGGGGACCAGGGAAGUUACUGCUGUACUGUUAAAAAUAGAAAUGGUGAAAAUCGAACAUCUGCACAGCUCACAGUGGAAGCUAAAGAAGCGAACCCCAAAGAAACCCUCGUACCUUCCGGUUCUAUCAGUAAAUCUUCUAAAACUGAAAAUGAGUCAAGUAAAAAGGCCACUGACCAAGAAAAGCAGGAAUCCCUACCGAAUGUUGGAGCCCUGACAACAAAGUGGCAGAUAAGCCGACAUUACAAUCCUGAUGUUAUCCCUUUGUUGGAGCGUGAAAUAUACGAUGCAAUGCAGCCAGAGUUCCUUGUGAAACUGUCCCCAGAAUUCCUUGCCAAACAAAGGGAGAGUGUUUCUCUUUAUUAUGUAAUCAAAGGAACCCCCUCUCCAUUCGUUGUAUGGCUACACAACCAGUUGAAUGUUGAAGAGCCAAGGUCAUACUCCUUGAAACAUGAUGGGCCAUUGUGCUGCUUAAAUGUAAAGAAUAUUGGUUCUGAACAAGGGGGCACACAUUCUUGCAAGGUUAUCAAUGUUGCAGGAGACAAAACAUGCAGCACUCAUCUCAGAGUGAAGACAGUGUCUAAAGUGGAUGAGGAGGCCAGUUAUGAAGAGGAAGCAAAAGUGUUUUCUACCUCGACUAUAUCAACUGGGGAGGACUCUUGCACAACAAGUCUUCAUUUAAAAGAAAAAAGCAAAACAUUUGAACUCCAGCCAGAGUGUAAAUUAUUUUCAGAACCAUUAGAGAAAAAGCCAGAAAAGCCAGUUUUUGUAACAAAAUUCUCAUCAGCAAUCGCAACUUUUGGAAACACGGCUAAGUUUACUGUGAUAGUUUCUGGAUUUCCUAAGCCAGUUAUUCAGUGGUACCACAAUGGCCAAUUGAUAAAAUCCUCAGCUUUUUAUACAUUUGUCCAAGAGAAGGAAGAACAUACUCUUGUCAUAACUAACAUUACCAAAGAGUUGGAAGGAGAGUAUUCUUGCAACGCGAGCAACCGAUUUGGCAAGUCAACAUGUACGUCCUAUCUUCAUGUAAAGGUGAAGGACAUAAAGGAGCAAGAAGAGACUUUUGAGCAGCCUCCAUAUUUCAUCAAAGCAAUUGAGCAUGUGAAGUGUGCAGCCGGUAGCCAUGCUCUCUUUGAAUACACCGUAACAGGGGCUCCACUUCCUGAUGUUCAGUGGUACAGAGGUAGCAAACAUAUGCAGCCUAGUAAGUACUGCAUCAUUCUGAACAAUACAGAUGGGUCUGGCUAUUUAAAGAUAUUAGGCAUUCAGCAAAGCGACAGUGAUCUUUACUCUUGUAGGGCAUCUAAUCCUCUUGGAGAAACUUCUUGCAGUGCAGAACUCAUCGUAUUCUUGGAGACAGCUUCUGAAACCACUGAAUCACGUUUGUAUAGUGUCAGUCUUCCAGAACAAGUCAGGACUAGCCUUCAGCAGGGACACCAGAUGGUUUACACCACUGGCACUGAAAACAGGCAAACUGUUACAAGUGGGCAGAUGGGUAUCUUGCAUGCUUUAGAUAUAUCUGCAGCCACUGUGCACAUGGAGCAGGUAACUCACCAAGCUACAGUGAUUCAGUCUCAUGAUGUACAAAAGAGAGUAAAAGUUGCCCCUGCCCAGCCAAUGCCAGUGGUGGCAACUCCUCUGAAACAGCUGCAUAUGGCUGCAAUGGCCUCUGCUGUUCAAGAAAACCAAGGCUUUACUGAGCAGCACUGUCAUCAAAUUGUUAGUCCAGAAGUACGAGAGCUUGAAUUGAGUGUUGAGGAGCACUCAAAACUUAUGUCCGCCAUUUCAGAGAGUUCUACACCUCUUAGCAUAGUGAAAGCUGAGGAUUUGAUAAAAAGUGAAACUGAAAAGAUACAAACAACUUCAGAGCCAAAGGUUAUUGUUAGUGGUCCUCAAGUUGAAAUUAAGUUACCAAUUCUAUGGGAAGAAUGCACAAAAAUUAAAAGUCCUGAAGAGGAGAAAAGCUACAGAGUUACAGAAGGGGUUAAGUUAUUGUAUACUGCAACAUCAUCGGAGAAUGUAGCACUUACAGAAGGUCAUUCUUCAGAGCUAGCAACUUUUGAGUCCAUUGAAUGUUUAGCAGAAAAAGAACAAGCCAAACCAGUGCUUACAUCAGUCAGUGAGACUAAGCACACUCUUUUAAAAGAAAAAUACUUUGAAAUGCAUAGUCCAGACGAGGAAACUGCUCAGCUCUCUAAAGAGCCAAUAUUAAAAUCAGCCCUGAUUACUGAAGAAAAAAACAAGCUUCAAGCUGACAAAACCACUGGAAUACCUAUUCUAGAGCAUCCUUUUUCAGUUCAUUCCCAAAAAGAAGAGGAUCAGGUGCUUCAUUUACAGCUUAUCAGUGACCAAGACACUCUUUUAUCUGAGGGCAGAUUUACUAGUGAGAAGCCAGGUUUCGAGCAGGUGGCUGUCAAAAAAAUGCCAAUUCUUUUGCACGCAGUUUCUUCUGAUGACCAGAAAACUGUUUUUUAUGAACAGGCAACACAGUUAGCAUCCAAGGAUACCACAAUUGUUGUAAAGCCCAGAGAAGAGUUUCCUGCCCGAUUACAUCUUCACUCGGUGCAGUCGGAUACUACUUUAUAUAAAGAAGGGUUAUUUUCAGUCGAAAAGCCAGAUGAACAGAAAGCCAUCCAGAGACAAGAAAAAGACCGUAAAUUUGUAGCCACUAAAGAAGAACGUGUAAAACUAACUUCAGAUUAUGCCAAAGGUCUUGAUGUGAUGGUAGAAGGUCUUAAGAUUGAGCACAAAACAGAAGCCAGACCCUUGAGUGUGCUUCAGGUAGUCUCACAGACUGAUCCGCUUUCAAAGGAAAGCCCUCUGGUCAGUGAAGUCAAGCUGCAUUGUGCAAUUGUGCAGAAAGAGGAUUGGUGGAAUAACAUGCAUGCAGCAUCUGUGUCAGAAUCUCAUUCAAUAGAAGAGGGUCUCACAGACAGUUUCAAAGCAGUUGAGAAAUGUACUUGUAAGACAGAUGUAGAACCUAAAGUACCGGUUCAGUCUUAUCAUGUAGAGGAAAAAGACAUAUCAACAGAAAGUUGUGUUUCUCUUGAGGCUGCAGAGCAAGACUUUGCAGUUCAGAUUCAAGAAGGUCAAUCUGUAAGGCAUUCAAUACUUAUGGAGGAAAAACAUACUUUGACAGGUGAAAUGUCUCAGGGAUUUACCAGAUCAGAGGCAACUGAAAUAAACAUUACAACUCAGCCACUAGAACCUCUUUUAGUAAGUGAAUCGCAGGAAAGCAAAACUCUUCCAAAGGAGCUUACCUUUCUAAUUCCUGUACCAAAAUCACACAGCUUGGACAUCAAAGAACAGUUGGAAAUGACACUUCGAUGUGCUGUGGCUUGUGAGCAACCUUUGCUUUUGGCAGAUGUAGUGCAAAGUUUAGAAGUCGGGGAAGUAAAGGAGGUCAGGGUGCACAUGGAACCGAAAUACUUGAUGUUCACUUACCUUAUUACAACAGCUGGUCCACCCGUUGAAAUUACAAUUGCCUUCGAGAGUGAAUACCCACAGACAGCAGCUCUUAAAAAUGAGUUUCAUGCUGCUUUCUACUCCAUGCUUAAUCAGGAGAAACCCAUCUUGACCUCUGAACAGUCAAACAUCUUAAAAUAUGACAGACCUGAGAGAUUGCAGGUUAGCAAAGCUUCUUCAUAUCCAUUAUCCUCAGCAAUUUUAACAGAAAAUGUUGAAGUGUUUGCAACACCCAAAAUGCAGUCUGCUGCUCUGCAAACAGAAGCUAAAGUCUCUUUGCAAUCUGCAAUGUCUCAAAAGCAAACUGCUAUCCAGGAGUCAAGGCACCAUGUGACUCAGAAGACUGUUGAAUCCAAGAUGGAGAUCCACAGUUUCACUGAGACUGAACACAGGGAAAUGAAAAUUGUUUCAGAUAUUACAGUUGAUGCACCUCACAGGCAGGAAACUGUGGAAGAGCCUAUGGAUGUUCUUCUUCAAGAAGACAAACGAGAGGAGGUUUUAACAGAGGACAUUUUGACUGAAAAGCUCUUUUUUGAAAUACCAUUAAAAGAUCUUAAUGCAGAGGAGAAUUCCAAGGUUACAUUGUCUGUGAGAAUAAAAGGUGUAAAAAGUGUAAACUGGCUUUUGAAUGGAGUAUUGAUCAAAUCUGGCAAAGAGUUCAAAUGUUUAAAGGAUAAUGACUCUUACACACUCUUAAUCAACAAAGUUAUCAAGAUGAAACAUGAAGGUGAAUAUACCUGCGAGGCUGAGAGUGAAGCUGGCAAGAUAUCAUCCUCAUCAAGGCUCACUGUUGUGUCAAGAGUGCCUCCAGUUUUCAAAAAGAAGAUUUGUGACGUGCAGAGCAACAUUGGCAGCCCAGUGAAGUUUGAAUGUGAAAUUGAAGAGACACCCAAUGUGACCUUCAAGUGGUCCAAGUCUGGCUCAGAGAUUAGACAGAGUGACAAAUUCAGGAUCAUCAGCAGGCAAAGCACAUCAUCUCUAGAGCUCCUCAACCCAACAAAGGAUGACAUUGGUGAAUACAGCUGUCGCGCUUCAAACAAGCACGGUAGUGACACCUGCUCUGCUAACCUGAGCAUCACUGGACCUGCCCGCUUUGUGAAGAAGUUGACCAACCUAUCUAUUCCAAUGAGCAAAAAACUAAGACUUGAAUGCACGUUCACUGGAGCUCCAAAAAUGUUUGUCACUUGGUACAAGGAUGGCAAACAGCUCUAUGCUUCAUAUAGAUACAACACCAACGUUACAACAAACUCCUGUAUCCUGGAGUGUUUGCAUGAGUGCAACAAUGAGACUACAGGAAGAUACUCAUGUGAAGUUUCAAAUAUUUAUGGGACAGAUAUAUGUCAUGCUCAAGUAGUGGCAGUUACAGAACCUGCCCGCUUUGUGAAGAACUUGACAGACCUAUCUAUUCCAAUGAGCAAAAAAAUAAGACUUGAAUGCACAUUCACUGGAGCUCCAAAAAUGUUUGUCACUUGGUACAAGGAUGGCAAACAGCUCUACGCUUCAUAUCGAUACAACACCAAAGUUACAUCAAACUCCUGUAUCCUGGAGUGUCUGCAUGAGUGCAACAAUGAGACUACUGGAAGAUACUCAUGUGAAGUUUCAAAUAUUUAUGGGGCGGAUAUAUGUCAUGCUCAAGUAGUGGCAGUUACAGAACCUGCCUGCUUUGUGAAGAACUUGACAGACCUAUCUAUUCCAAUGAGCAAAAAAAUAAGACUUGAAUGCACAUUCACUGGAGCUCCAAAUAUGUUUGUCACUUGGUACAAGGAUGGCAAACAGCUCUACGCUUCAUAUCGAUACAACACCAAAGUUACAUCAAACUCCUGUAUCCUGGAGUGUCUGCAUGAGUGCAACAAUGAGACUACUGGAAGAUACUCAUGUGAAGUUUCAAAUGUUUAUGGGAUGGAUAUAUGUCAUGCUCAAGUAGUGGCAGUUACAGAGCCUGCCCGCUUUGUGAAGAGGUUGACAGAUAUGGCUGUCCCACUCAGUCAGAAACUGAGACUUCAGUGUACAUUCAAUGGAGCACCGAAGAUGUUUGUCACAUGGUACAAAGAUGGAGAGCAACUGUACGCCUCAUACAGAUACAACACAAGGAUCAUUGAGAACACUUGCGUUUUGGAAUGCCUCCAUGAAUGUAACAAUGAAACACCUGGAAAAUACUCUUGUGAAGUAUCAAAUUCCUUUGGCACUGAUAUCUGUCAUGCCGAUAUAACUACAGCUACAGAACCUGCCUGUUUUGAACAGAAGCUUAAGGACAAAAAAGUUGCCAUGAGUAAAAAACUGAAGCUUGAGUGCACGUUUACUGGAGCUCCUAAAAUCUUUGUCACCUGGUACAAGGACGGCAAACAAAUAUAUGCCUCUUACAGAUAUAAUACUCAAGUUGUUGGAAACACUUGCACUCUAGAAUGUCUACAUGAAUGCACUAAAGACACUCCUGGUAGAUACUCCUGUGAGGUGUCCAAUUCCUAUGGAAGUGAUAUCUGUCAUGCUGAAGUGACCACAGUUUCUGGACCUGCCCGUUUUGUGAAGAAACUCACAAACCAGACUCUUCAAUGGGGACAAAAGUUGAGACUUGAAUGCUCCUUCACAGGAAUUGAAAAACUGUUUGUCACAUGGUACAAGGAUGGCAAACAGGUCUACGCUUCAUAUAAGUGCAACACAAAAGUAAUUGGAAACACUUGCAUUUUGGAAUAUCAUCAUGAGUGUGAUGAGGAUACUCCUGGAAAAUAUUCUUGUGAGGUUACAAAUGAAGAUGGAUCCGAUAUUUGUCAUGCGCUGGUCACCCUUGCGACAGAGCGCAAAAUUCCACCAACUUUCACUAAGAAACCCUCAGAGCACAUUGAGGAUGCCGGGGGAAAAUUGGUGAAGCUUGAGGGUCGAGUAUCUGGGUCACAGCCUCUAUCUGUAAGCUGGUAUAAAGAUAAUAGAGAAAUCAACACUUCUGACAUCUAUGACAUUUCCUUCAAGAGCAGCACGGCUGUGAUGUGUCUCAAGAAUGCCACAGUCACAGACAGUGGCGUUUAUACAUGCAGCGCUUCUAAUGAAGCGGGCACUGCCUCCUUCAAGGUGGUGGUUAACAUCACAGAGCAAAAAAGGCCACCGACUUUUGACAUUCCCCUUAAACCAGUGACAGUGAGUGAGGGAGAGAGGCUAAACCUUAGCUGUCAUGUCUGCGGGUCUCCCCCAAUGAAGAUUCAGUGGAUGAAGGACAGAAGGGAGGUCACAUCCUCUGCUAGAACCAAGACGAUUUUUGUGGAUGGCACAGCCACCCUGGAGAUAAACCAGACAUCUAAAACUGAUGCAGGAGAUUAUCUGUGCAAGGCAACCAACAGUGCUGGUAGUGAAUUCUCCAAGGCCAAAGUCACAAUCAAAGAUAAAGCAAGUGCAGCACCUGCAACAGCACCGGCAGCCCCCACAGCACCUCAGACAGUUAAAAAACUGGAUAACUUGUUCUUCAUUGAGGAGCCCAAGAGCAUUCAUAUUGUUGAGAAGGGUACAGCUACCUUCAUUGCUAAAGUUGGUGGUGAUCCCAUUCCCAAUGUGAAAUGGAUGAAGGGCAAAUGGAGGCAGAUGACUCAUGGUGGUCGGGUCAACAUUCAACAAAAAGGCCAAGAGGCCAAGUUGGAGAUCAAAGAGGUGACCAAAUCUGACUCUGGUCAGUACAGAUGUGUUGCCUCAAACAAACAUGGAGAAAUUGAGUGCAGCACAGAUUUGAAUGUUAAUGAGAAGAAAGACUCUGGACCACAGGUGGUCAAACUGAAGAAGACUCCAUCAAAGCAGAAAAGUCCAAAGGAAGACAAAGACAUUGACAUUGUUGAGUUGCUAAGAAAUGUAGAUCCAAAAGAGUAUGAGAAAUAUGCUCGCAUGUAUGGAAUCACAGACUUCCGGGGUCUCCUUCAAGCUAUUGAGUUUCUGAAAAAGGAGAAGGGUGAAGAAAGUGGACGACCGGAAAGUGAACAUGGAAGAGAAUAUGAUGAGGAUUUGGCUAAGCUUGUGUCUGAUUUGCAGAGGAGAAUGGAACACAGUGAACCUGUUACCCUGCUUAAAGACAUCACAGAUCAGACAACGCAAGUUAACAAAGAGGCAGUGUUUGAGUGUGAGAUUAAAAUCAACUAUCCAGAAAUUACACUGUCUUGGUAUAAAGAUACACAGAAGCUAGAAACUAGUGAUAAAUACGACAUUAAACUCGUGGGCGACCGUCAGAUAUUGAAGAUCAAGAACUGUCAGACCAGUGACCAGGGAAAUUACCGUGUCGUUUGUGGGCCACAUAUAUCCAGUGCCAGACUGAUAGUGUUGGAGAGUCAAGUUAAUGUUCAGAAACCAUCACCUGCUGAUCAAAUUCAGUUCACCAAGCGCAUUCAAAAUAUUGUGGUGAAUGAGCAUCAGUCUGCCACUUUUGAGUGCGAGUUGUCUUUUGACAAUGCGUUCGUCACCUGGUAUAAAGAUACAUGGGAGCUUAAAGAGAGCCCGAAAUAUACCUUUAGGUGUGAGGGACGAAGGCACUUUAUGAUAAUCCUUAACGUAACAUCUGACGAUGAAGGUGUGUACUCUGUGAUUGCGCGCCUGGAGCCUGUUGGUGAAACUAAAAGUACAGCAGAGCUUUAUCUGUCAGGAAAAGAAUUUGAAAUAAGACCACGUUCUUUUGAUGUUCCUGAUACAUCGAUACAUGUGCCAGAUGUGUCAUCUGUGAUUAGUUUAAAAGAUGAAUCCUCAGAAUUUCAUUAUGAAGAGAAGUUUGAAAUAACAGAGUGUCAGAACUGGACAGUUCAAGAGGAGAGUGUUACUUAUGAAUUCUCUUCACUGCAAGAAUUGAAGAAACCUGUUGAGGAGAUUGUAACGAAACAUGUAGUGGAAAGGACAGAGGAGGUGCCUACGAAAGUUAUGAAGCAACCAGAAGAGACAACCGAAACAUCCUUUGUACAGCCUCCAGUUCCUGAGAAAGAACCUGAAGUCAAGAAGCCUGUUGAGGAAAAAGACCGAACUGUCAAGGUGACAGAGCAAAAAGAACAACCCACAUGCAAAGAGCCUAAACCUCAGGUGCCAGCAGAACCAAAGGCUACAGUGGCUGAACCAAAGCCUGAACCUAAGUCUGAGCCAAAAGCUCUACCCAAACCCGAGCCCAAGCCUGAGCCCAAAACUCUACCGAAACCUGGGCCCAAGCCUGAGCCAAAAUCUCUACCUAAACCUGAGCCCAAGACUGAGCCAAAAACUCUACCGAAACCUGAGCCCAAGCCUGAGCCAAAAGCUCUACCGAAGCCUGAGCCCAAACCUGAACCCAAGCCUGAGCCAAAAGUUACACCAAAGCCUGAGGCUGAACCUAAGCCUGCAGUUGCAAAGAAAGUUGAGGCACCCUCUGUCAAAGCACCUGAAGCGCCAAAAAAACCAGAAGCUGCACCUCAACCAUCCUUAGAUAUUAAAAAAGUUGAGGCUUUAACUCCAAAGCCAGACACUACUCAAAUAAAAGCUUUUGUGGAGAUGAAGGGAAUAGAACCACCAAAAGUAAAGCUAGACAGAAAACCAGAGCCUGCACAUGCUGCCGCUGAGCCACCAAAGAAAGAAGUCUCUACACUACUGCUAGAAGAAUCUAACAAAGAUCAUUUGCCUGUCCAGUCUGAGCCAUCAAGUGUAGAGCCAGCUAGUCAGCCUGAAACUACACAAAGCCAGCCUCCUGAGCCAGUUAGAAAACAAGUAGUCAAAGCUCCACCAGAUGUUAUAGUUGAACCAACAAGAAAACAACCUCAUCAAGAAGUUUUCAAAGCAGAGUCAGUUGGAAACACUGAGCCUUUACCCAAAACUUCAGAGUCACCUCAAACAGAUCAAGCUAAAAAGCAAGUGCCAUCAAAGAGUGAACCAACCCCUAAAAUCAGUGAGCCAGCACUUGCUCACAAAAAGGAGGGUCAUCCACAGAAAGUGGUUGAAGUAAAGGCUGCAGAACUACCAUCUGAGAAAAAGCCUGUGACUAAAGCUAAAAUGGAGACUGAGAUUCCCUCAGCCAAAGUCUUUGCAGCAUCUGAGAAGAAAACGGACACAUUUUCUCAUACAGUGGAAGCAACUCAGAAGAUUUCCAUGGAUGAAAUGUUUUUGAAGGAGGAAAUUGUGGAAGAGAGUGAAAGCAUGCCUCAUCAACCAGAGGAAAUUUUGUCUUAUCAAGAUCGUAUUGUAAGGAUGGAUGUUAGUCAUCACAGUAGAGAAUCAGCUGCUGAGGAUGUGAAGAUAAUUGAAACAGAGGUUUCCCAGAAGCCAGAACUUUCUUUUGAGCUAAUAAAAACAAAGGAGAUACCUGAGAUGAAAUGGUCAAAACAAGAAAUGCACAUUGAGAAAAAGGAACGGAAAUUAGAGAUGUCCAGUGUUGAAACGUCUCCAGAAGCUGUGGUAGAAGUUGGCAUUGAGGCACCACAGAAAAGGCAAGAAUUUAUGUCAGAUAAAAAGAAAACAACUAAAGAUAUGCCUCUACAAAAGAGAGAUGAUACCCCUAGAAAAGAGAUGGCCAUUCAGAGAGAAAUAGAUGUUCACAAGAAAGAGUCUAUUCACUUACAGCAGUCUGUUCAUGAAAACAAGAGAUUACAUGAGGAAACCCCUCAGAAAUCACCAGAGAUAACACCAAUAGUAAAACCAGAAGAAAAUGGAACUAUAUUAAAGGAAGUCCAUAAAGCACUUGAAAGAGACGAGAAGACCCAGGCUGUUGCAACUCCUGUGUCAGAAGUUGUUUCUCCUACAAAAGAACCAGAAAUAGUGAAGAAACCUGAACCAGAAGUCCCAAAACCAACUGUGGCUUCAGCUGAACAGAAAAUAUCACCUCCAUCAAAAGAGCCAACUGUUGAAAGGAAACCAUCACCUGAGGCACCAAAGCCAAGUGUGACUCCAGUUGAACGGAAAAUAUUGCCUCUUUCAAAAGAGUCAACUGUUGAAAAGAAACCAGUUCCUGAAGUACCAAAGCCAACUGUGGCUCCAGUAGAACAGAAAAUAGUAUCUCCUCCAAAAGAGCCUACUGUUGAAAAGAAACCAUCUCCUGUGGCACCAGAGCCAACAGCAGCUCCAAAAGAACAGAAAGUCUCUCCUCCCACAGAUGCAGAUAAGGGCCCUGUUACAGCUCCUGGACCUGCUGGCAAAGAAACAACUAGCACCACACAAGCACUUCUUAAACAAAAGAGUAAAAUUCACAUCAAGGAAGAGGAAAAAUUGGAAAUGCCAACCGUAAAGAAAGUAACCAGAAGAUCAAAAGAACAUCAGGAAGAUCGUGAAGUUAUAUCACUUAAGAAAGUAAACCAGAUUCAGUGUGAAGAACCACCAACAGAUGAGGGGCCACUUCUCCGGAAAGUUGAGAAAGCUGAAAUAGUUGGAGAGGAGAUGGUGUAUUCAAAGGCUGUUACUGAAAUCAAACUCGCCAGCAACUAUGAAGUCACAGAAGAUACUUGGUCAUAUGAAACCGCUACAAAAACAAAGAAAAUAUCUAAAGAGGAGGGAAAGAAGACUGAACAAUACAAGGAUGUGAUGAAGAAGAAAGAGAUUACUACUGAAAUAGGUGGAGGAGAAGUAGAAAAUAAGGGUAAACAAGGAAGUAAAAUUCCAAUGGAAGAUGAACCUAAGAUACCUCAGAAAAAGGUAACUAAGGCAAUAUCAACUGAGAAAGAACAGGAAACUGUCAAAUUAAAACCUGCCGAGAAAUUAGACAAAGCUGUUGUAGGUCCCCAGAAAGACAGCAACAUAGACAGGAGCAGUGAUAGUAUUGGUGUCCAAAAACACGAAAGGCUUAUAAAGGAUGAGCCUGUUUCAAAAAAAGAAAUAGAUGUGACACCUACAGAUCAAAAAACUAAAGAACCCAUAAUUCCAAAACCUGUUGUGGCUAAAGAUGAAAUCUCCAAAGAACCUGAGACAUUUCCAAAGAAAGCAAAGAGAAUUCUACCACAGGUUGAGGAGCCAGAAACUGUUACACUAAAACCAUUUUCCAAAGAAUCUCAUGCUGAUGUAACUGCUGAAAUGGUUCCUCAAAAGCAAACUGAGAAAAAGCCUGUAGACAUUACGCAUCCAGAGAGACCGGAAACAACACAUAUCCUGAAGGAACCUCACAUCCAGGUAAAAGAACCAGGAAAAAGUGAAAAAAUAUAUGAAGAGGCUAAAGAGAUCAAAAAGCUAGAGUCACCCCAUGAGUAUCAGCCCAUGAAGAGUACUACUACUCCAGAAAAGACACAGGAAGGUCCCAAAGAAGAGGGGAAGGGAAUAGCUAAAAAACACAAAAUGAUUCCAAUGGAUAAAACGAAAAAAGAAGAGGUAUCGUUGAAACCUAAAAAAGGAAAAAUAAUUGCAGAUAAAACUCCUUCACCAAAGGUAGAUAAACCUAGUCCUCAAGUCACUCCACUGACUAAAAAGAGUCUAAAAGAGGAUGAUAAACCAGAAAUGGCAAAAAAAAUUGGUCUUUCACCAAAGGAAAUUCAGAGAGAAGAGGAAAUAUCACUGAAGCCUAUAGAACCUGCAGAGCUAAAAAAGACUCCUUCACCAAAAGUGGAGACACAAAAACCUAAACUCACUGAAUCCGUUCCAAUGGAAAGAAAGUCUAGUGCAAAAUCACCCAAGAAGAUUUCACCAAAAGAUUCACUUGAGUCUGUAAUUCUGAAGAAGGUCUCAAAGACAGUCUCCCCCAAAGAAGAAAAGACUACUCAGGAACCUCCUUUAAAAACUACUGAAGACAAACUGCCAAUGGUAAAGGAGUUGUCUCCUAGUCUUCUGCAUCUACAAAAGAUUCCUACACAGCAAGAGGAGAUAGUAUAUGAGCAUGAGCAGGAGGUGGUGGAUGGUGAAGAAGAAGAAACUUGGGGAUGGGAACUUGCUCCUAGGGACAGUUAUGGAUCCGAAACCUUUGAUGACGCCUUGGAGGAUGGAGCUGUUGAAACCCCAGGAAUGGGUGACAAGAAAGAUGGAAAACCAAAGGAGGAACCAGCUCCAGGCAGAGGCAGAGGACUAAGACCAAGACAAACUCCAUCUCCUGGUGAUGCUGGAAGGGGUAGAGGGCUGAGACCUGGUGGUGGAGGUGACAAGCCUCCAGGAGAAUCACCAUUUGGUUUCCAACUCAAAGCCGUCCCCUUGAAGUUUGUGAAGGAGCUCCAGGACAUUGUGUUGCAGGAGGCUGAGUCCAUUGGCUCCUCUGCUGUAUUUGAGUGCCAAAUCUCUCCAUCUACUGCUGUCACCACCUGGAUGAAAGAUGGAAGCAAUAUAAGGGAGAGUCCAAAGCAUAAAUUCACAUCUGAUGGCAAAGACCGCAAACUGCAAAUCAUUGAUGUACAGCUUUCAGACACUGGGGAGUACACAUGUGUUGCAAAGCUUGGCAACAAGGAGAAGACCUCAACAGCUAAACUUGUUGUAGAAGAAUUACCUGUGAAAUUCACAAAGAAUCUGGAAGAAGAGACCUCCGUGUUCAAGGGGCAGCCAAUGUAUUUGACCUGUGAGUUGAACAAGGACAGAGAUGCGGUCUGGAAGAAGAAUGGACAAGAGAUAAAGGAAAUUCCUGGCAAAAUUCAAAUCAAUGUUAUUGGGCUACAGCGUACCAUCACAAUCCAGGACGCGAACGAUGAUGAUGCUGGUGUUUACACAUGCGAGUGUGAAAACAUCAAAACUCAAACUAAUGUCAAGGUUAUUGAAAUCAUUAGAGACUGGUUAGUGAAACCUUUGCGGGACCAGCAUGUGAAGCCCAAGGCCACUGCUACAUUCAAAGGCGAGCUCUUCAAGGACACCCCUAACUGGAAGUGGUACAAGGGUAACGAUGAAAUCCCUAAUGAGCCCACAGAUAAGACUGAGGUGAAGAAGGAGGGUAAAGAUAUUACUCUUACAAUUAAAAAUGCCCAGCCUGAUGACGUUGCUGAGUACACUGUGGAGGUUGAAGGCCGCAGAUAUGCAGCAAAACUAACACUUGGAGAACGUGAAGCGGAGAUCUUGAAGCCUCUUGCUAGUAUGGAGGUGGUUGAGAAAACGGAGGCCAGCUUUGAUACUGAAAUUUCAGAAGAUGAUACAUGUGACAUCAGAUCUGAGGGAACAAAACGAUUCCUUACUAUCAAAAACGUUCAGCUUGAUCAAUCUGGAGAAGUUACAUACCAAGCUCUGAAUGCUGUGACAAGUGCUAUGCUCACAGUAAAAGAGUUGGAAAUGGAGUUCACAGUCCCUCUGAAGGACGUUACUGUGCAUGAAAAGAAACAGGCAAAGUUUGAGUGCUCCGUCAAUAAGGAUGUGCCUAAAGUGAUUUGGUUUAAGGGUUCUGAUAUUGUUACACAAGGAAAUAAGUAUGAAAUCAUUGAUGACGGAAAGAAACACAUACUCAUUAUAAAUAACUGUGGCUUUGAGGAUGAGGGUGAAUACAGUAUUGAGGUCUUGGGCAAAUCAUCAAAAGCAAAACUGAUGGUAGAGGGUAUGAGGCUGAACUUCACCUCAACAUUAAAGGACCUAACUGUGAAGGAAGGUAAAACAGCUGUAUUUGAGCUUGAACUCUCUCAUGAGAAUGUUGCCGUGACGUGGUACAAAAAUGAAAUAAAAGUGCACCCAAGCAGAACCGUGUUCACCAGCGUGGUGGGAAAGAAACAUACACUAGAAAUUAAGGAAGUAUCACUAGAUGAUACUUGCCUGAUAAAAGCAGAGGCUAAAGGAAUAUCUACAAUGGCUAAGCUGCUGGUAAUAGAGGGUGAUGCAUUUUUCAGCUCCAAGUUACAAGAAUACACCGCAGUUGAGAAAGAUGAAGUCACAUUUGACUGCGAGCUCAGUAGAGAUGUUCCUGUGAAAUGGUUCAAGAAUGAAAUUGAAAUUAAAGCCUCCAAGAUGAUUACUUUGAAAGCUGAAGGCAAACGGAGAAUCCUCAAUCUUAAGAAAGUUGAGAACAAAGAUAAAGGAUUAUAUGUUUGCGACUGUGGAACAGACAAGACUUCGGCCAACUUGAACAUUGAAGCUCGUGACAUCAAAGUGGUGCGACCAUUGUAUGGUGUUGAGCUCUUUGAUGGUGAGACAGCUCGUUUUGAGGUGGAAAUCUCUGAAGAUGAUGUCCAUGGCCAGUGGAAGCUGAAGGGCGAAGUCUUAUCCUCGUCACCUGAUGUUGAGAUUAUUGAGGAUGGUGCAAAACACACAUUAACACUCUACAACUGCAAAGUUUCCCAAUCUGGAGAGGUGGUCUUCCAGGGAGCGAAUGCUAAGUGUUCUGCAAAUCUUAAAGUGAAAGAUUUGCCCAUUUCUUUUGUCAUGCCUUUGAGCGAUGUACAAGUCUAUGAGAAAGAUGAUGCAAGAUUUGAAAUUGAAAUGUCAAGAGAGGCUAAGGCCGUCCGUUGGCUAAAGGGAUCUCAGGAGUUGAAGGCUGAUGAAAAGUUUGAAAUCCUCGUAGAAGGGAAAAGACACAUUCUGGUGGUCAGAUCUGCUGCCUAUGAGGAUGAGGCUAAGUAUAUGUUUGAGGCUGAGGACAAGAGGACAUCUGCCAAACUUGUUAUUCAGGGUAUCCGUCUUGAGUUUGUCAGACCCAUUAAAGAUGUCACUGUUAAAGAGCGUGAGACUGCAGAAUUCAGCAUUGAGCUCUCUCAUGAGAAGAUACAAGUCACCUGGUACAAGAAUGACAUGCGUUUGCAUCCAAGUAAAGUGGUACACAUGUCAGAGGAUGGCAAAACCCAUACUCUGUCCUUCAAAGAGGUGUCUAUUGAUGACACUUCUCUAAUUAAAGUUGAGGCCCUUGGGAAAAGCUCUGAAGCAAUGCUCACUGUACUUGAGGGAGAACCUUACUUUACUACCAAGUUGCAGGACUACACUGCAGUUGAGAAGGAUGAGGUUGUCCUGAUGUGUGAAGUGAGCAAAUCAUCUGCUCAGGUGAAAUGGUUCAAAGACGGCAAGGAGAUCACUCCCUCUAAGAACGUCCUCAUCAAGGCUGAUGGAAAGAAACUUAUCUUGACAGUGAAGAAGGCAGAGAAGGCCAACAUUGGUGAAUAUGUGUGUGACUGCGGCUCUGACAAAACAGCAGCCAAGCUUAACAUUGAAGAACGUGAUAUUAAGUUUAUCCGUCCACUGUACAGUGUGGAGGUCACAGAGACAGAGACUGCUCGCUUUGAGACAGAAAUCACUGAGGAGGAUGUUCAUGGUAACUGGAAACUCAAAGGAGAGGCCCUGCACCAGUCUGCCGACUGUGAGAUUAAGGAGGAAGGCACCAAGCACAUGCUUAUUCUUUACAAUGUUCACAUGGAUAUGGCUGGUGGUGUGGACUUCAGUGCUGCUAAUGCUAAAUCAAGUGCUCAGCUCAGAGUUAAAGCACGCACAAUUGGCCUCCUGCGACCUCUUCGGGAUGUCACUGUCACUGCUGGAGAGACUGCCACCUUUGACUGUGAGCUCUCAUAUGAAGAUAUUCCAGUUGAAUGGUUCGUUGGCUCAACAAAGAUGGAGCCAAAUGAUAGGGUGGUCACCAGAGCAGAAGGAAGACUGCAUUCUCUGACUCUAAGAGACAUCAAGAUGACAGAGGCCGGGGAAGUGAAACUUACUGCAAAGGACUUUGUGACCCAGGCCAAACUUACUGUGAAUGAGCCACCAGUUGAGUUCACCAAGCCCUUGGAGGACCAGACUGUUGAGGAGGAAGCCACAGCCAUUCUGGAGUGUGAACUGUCCAGGGAGAAGGCUGAUGUGAAGUGGUUCAGAGACGGACAGGAAAUUCGUAAAACCAAGAAGUAUGAGAUGGUGGCUGAGGGACGCAUAAGGAGACUGAUCAUCAAGGACUGUAGCCUUGAUGACUCCAAGACAUAUACCUGUAUUUUUUUUUUUUCAGCUCCAUUUGUUGAAUUCACAAAGCCUCUCCAUGAUGUUGAGGUUAAGGAGAAGGAAUCUGCUAAGUUUGAAUGCGAAGUGUCCCGUGAAAGUGCCAAGGUCCGCUGGUUCAAAGAUGGUGCUGAGAUCAGAAAAGGCAAAAAGUAUGAGAUUAUUGCCAAGGGAUUACAGCGUAUUCUCAUCAUCAGCAAGGCAGUAUUUGAUGAUGAAGCAGAAUAUGAAUGUGAUGCAAGGACAUCCAAAUCCUCUGGAAUGCUGACAGUUGUCGAGGAGGAAGCUAGAUUCACAAAGAACCUGUCCAAUGUUGAGGGCACGGAAACCGACAGCAUUAAGAUGAUUUGUGAGGUCUCCAAACCCAGUGCGGAGGUUACGUGGUACAAGGCUGACCAGGAGAUUCCCGAGGGUGGUAGACAUGAACAUGUUGCAGAUGGGAGAAAGAGAAUUCUCAUCAUACAGGACCUCCGUAUGGAUGAUGCUGGCGAGUACCAGUGCAAACUGCCUGCUUCAGAAACAAAAGGAACUCUAAAGAUCAGUGAAUUGGCAGCUGAGUUCAUUGCCAGGCCCCAAAACCAAGAGGCUGUUGAGGGCGAAAAGGCUGAGUUUGUUUGCUCAGUGUCUAAGGAAAAUUAUGAAGUCAAAUGGUUCAAAGGAGACAAAGAACUUACAACUGAUGAUAAGUAUGAAAUUGUCAGUGAUGGCAAGAGGAGGGCACUCAUUGUCAAAAACUGCGAGGUAAAAGAUGAGGGUGCAUUCACUGCCCACAUUGGCUCUGUAAAGGCUUCAGCAGACUUGUUGGUGAUUGAAAAACUGAGGAUAAUCACUCCCAUCAAGGAUACCCAAGUAAAGGAAGGACAAGAGAUUGUUCUUAACUGCGAGGUGAACUCAGAGGGAGCUAAAGCCAAAUGGCUGAAGAACAAUGAGAUGAUGUUUGAGAGCAGCAAGUUUGUCAUGGUUCAGAGAGACACUGUGUUCUCUCUGAGAAUAAAAGCUGCAGAAAAGGCCGAUGAAGCCAGCUAUACCAUUACACUGACUAACCAACGCGGAGAGCAGGCCAAGUGCUCUGCUAAUGUCAAUGUACUAGAGGAAGCCCUCAAGAUCAUUGUGCCACUAGAGGACUGUGAAAUAGAGGAAAAGAAGACCAUAACUUUCACUUGCAAAGUGAACAGACCAAAUGUGACAGUCCAGUGGAUGAAGGCCGGUCAAGAGAUUACUUUCAGCAAACGUAUUCUGUAUCGUGUGGACAAGGACAAGCACACUCUGACCAUUAAGGACUGCAGUCUUGCAGACGAGGGUGAAUACAGUGUAGUUGCUGGUGCUGAUAAGUCCACAGCAGAACUGAUCAUCAGUGAGGCACCCGCUGACUUCACCGCUCAACUCAGAGACCAAACCAUCACUGAGUUUGAGGAUGCUGAGUUCACUUGCAAAUUGUCUAAGGAAAAAGCCCACGUUAAAUGGUACAGGAACGGACGUGAAAUCAGAGAAGGACCAAGAUAUCAUAUGGAAAAAGAUGAAAAAGAAUGCAAGCUUGUAAUCAAAGAGUGCAGACCAGAUGAUGAAUGUGAAUAUGCCUGUGGAGUGGAAGACAAAAGGACAAGGGCACGUCUCUUUGUUGAAGAGAUUCCAGUAGAAAUUGUCAGGCCACCCACAGAUGUAUUUGAGCCUCCAGCAUCAGAUAUUGUGUUUGAGGCUGAACUAAAUAAGGACAGAGUUGAGAUCAAAUGGAUGAGGAACAACAUGAUCAUUGUCCAGGGUGACAAAUACCAGAUGAUCAGUGAGGGCAAAGUUCAUAGACUGCAGGUGUGUGAGAUCAGACCCCGUGAUCAGGGAGAAUACAGGAUUGUUGCCAAGGAAAAGGAUGCCAGAGCCAAGCUUGAGCUUGCAGCUAUUCCAAAGAUCAAGACUACAGAUCAGAACCUUGUAACAGAUGCUGGAAAGCCUUUCGUCAUGACGGUUCCCUAUGAUGCUUAUCCUCGUGCUGAGGCAGAAUGGUUUUACAAUGACAUCAGCCUUCCUGGGCAAAACAUUGACACAUCCAAUGAACGGACAGAGUACAGGCUGAAGGACCCUAAGAAGUCAGACCAGGGUCGUUACAAGAUUGUCAUCAAGAACAAACAUGGAACAGGAGAGGCUUUCAUUAAUCUUGAUGUCAUUGAUGUUCCGGGACCUGUAAAGAACCUGCAUGUUGUUGACACUGCUGAUGGUGAGGUCAGCCUUGCUUGGGAGGAACCAGAAAGUGAUGGUGGAAGCAAGAUCUUGGCUUAUGUGGUUGAGAGACGAGAUGUCAAACGCAAGACCUGGACAAUGGCCACAGACCGUGCGGACAUUCCAGAGUACUGUGUUGGUGGAUUGCAGAGGGACAACAAGUAUUUCUUCCGUGUAUGUGCUCGCAAUAGAGUUGGAAAUGGCGAGCUUGUUACUACUGAUGAGGCAGUUCAAGCCAAAAACAAAUUUGAUGUGCCUGACGCACCUCAGAAGGUUAUGGUUGGAGUUGUCAAUAGGUUUGGUGCCACAGUUUCCUGGGAACCACCACUUUUUGAUGGAGGAUCUGAGAUCACAUCUUAUAUCAUUGAACUACGUGACAGAACGUCUGUGAAAUGGGAGCCUGCUAUGGUGGUCAAAGCUGAGGAUCACACAGCCACACUCAAUGAUGUUGUCGAAAACAAAGAGUACAUCUUUAGGGUCAGAGCUGAGAACAAAGCUGGAAUUGGCCAGCCAAGCGCUGCUACAGAUCCAGUGAAGAUCAUGGAUCCCAUUGAGAGGCCAAGUCCACCUCUGAACUUCAGCUAUACAAAUCAGACCAAAGACUCAGUUCAGCUGUCAUGGGAGACACCAAUUAGCAAUGGAGGCAGUAUGAUUACGGGCUACAUCAUUGAGAAGUGUGAAGAUGGUACUGACAAGUGGUGGAGAUGUAACGCUAGGCUUUGCCCUGACCUUUACUACAGGGUUUCUGGACUGAAGUUUGGUCAGAAGUAUCACUACAGAGUAUGUGCAGAAAAUGCUGCUGGCGUUUCUGAUCCAGCUGAUGCAAUUGGGCCACUUUUGGCCGAUGAUCCUCACGUGGGUCCCACAAUGGACCUCAGUGGAUUUAAAAAUGGUCUGGAGGUCAUUGUUCCCAAUGCUCUUGUCAUCCGAGUUCCCAUUACGGGAUAUCCUGUCCCCAAACCCAAGUGGACAUUUGGUGACAAAGAGUUCACUGCAGGUGACCGUGUUUCCAUGGUUACGAGGCCUACAUACACCGAACUGGUUGUUGCUCCAAGUGUGCGUCCAGACAAAGGAACAUACACAUUACAACUGGAGAAUGAUGUGACAACUGUCUCUGGAGAGAUUGAAGUCAAUGUUAUUGCAUGUCCAAGUGCACCCAAAGACUUCAAAGUUGCAGAGGUGACCAGACAUCAUGUGCAUCUAAUGUGGGAAGCACCAGAGCAUGAUGGAGGCAGCCCUGUAAGUGGGUACAAUAUUGAGAAAAGAGAGGUUUCCCGCAAGACCUGGGUCAAGGUGAUGUCAGGCGUACAGGACCUCGAGUACACCGUCACAGAUGUCAUUGAGGGCAAGGAGUACUUGUUCAGUGUUAUUGCUUGCAACAAAUGUGGACCAGGAGAGCCAGCAUACAUUGAUGAACCCGUGAAUGUGUCCUCCCCAGCCACUGUCCCUGACCCUCCUGAGAACCUGAAAUGGAGAGACAAAUCAGCGAAGAACAUCUUCCUGCUCUGGGAACCUCCCAGAUAUGAUGGUGGUGCUGCUAUCAAGGGCUACAUUGUUGAUAAAUGCCAGCGUGGCACUGACAAAUGGGAAGCCUGUGGAGAUCCCAUACCUGAGCUUAAGUUCCAGGUGACUGGUCUUAUUGAAGGUCAGUGGUAUGCCUAUCGUGUGAGAGCAGUGAACAGACUUGGAGCCAGCCGACCAUGCAAGGCUACAGAUGAGAUCCUGGCUGUAGAUCCUAAAGAGCCACCAGAAAUCCAGCUGGAUGUGAAGCUUCUAGCAGGCUUAACUGCUAGGGCUGGCUCUAAGAUUGACUUGCCAGCUGAUGUGCUUGGCAAGCCGGAGCCAAGAGUAAAAUGGACAAAGGCUGACCUUGUCCUGAAACCAGAUGAUAGGAUUACUAUCGACACAAAACCUGGCCAUUCCACACUUUCCAUUGCAAACACAACCAGAUCUGACACGGCCACCUAUAUCAUUGAGGCAGUCAACACUAGUGGCCGUGCCACUGCAACUGUUGACGUCAACAUUCUUGACAAACCUGGCCCUCCGGCUGCUUUUGAUAUCUCUGAAAUCACCAAUGAAUCCUGCUGUCUGGCCUGGAAUGCUCCCAGAGAUGAUGGUGGCUCCCCAGUAACCAAUUACAUUGUAGAGAUGAGACCCACAGAUAAAGAAGAGUGGCAGAAACUGUCUGCUACAAUCAAACAAACUGCUUUCAAAGCCUCCAAACUGGUUCCUAUGAAAGAGUAUAUCUUUAGAGUGUCUGCUGAGAACCAGUAUGGCAUUGGGACUCCUGCAGAGCAUGUGCCUAUUGUUGCAAAGUAUUCAUUUGAUACCCCUGGGUCACCAACCAGGGUUCAGCCUUCUGAUAUCACAAAGGAUGCUGUAACUCUGACUUGGUUUGAGCCUGAUGAAGACGGUGGAAGCCCCAUCACUGGUUACUGGGUUGAGAGGUUUGAUCCUGAGACUGACAAAUGGAUCAGGUGUAACAAGCUGCCAGCUAAGGACACAUCGUACAGGGUGAAAGGUUUGCCAACAAAGAAGAAGUACAGGUUCCGUGUUUUGGCUGAGAAUCUUGCAGGACCAGGAAAGCCAAGUGCUGAGACUGACCCAGUUUUGAUUAAAGAUCCAAUUGAUCCUCCUUGGGCUCCUGGGAAACCAUUCAUCAAAGACAUUGCCAAGACUUCAGCACACCUGCAGUGGACCAGACCUGAGCAUGAUGGCGGCGCUAAGAUUGAGUCCUACAUAAUUGAGCUUCAAAAGAGUGGAACUGAGGAAUGGGUUCGUGUAGCUGAGGAUGUGCCAACAACAGAGCAUUUAUUGAAGGGUCUGAUGGAGAAGCAGGAGUAUUCUUUUAGAGUCAAGGCUGUCAAUGUUGCUGGAGAGAGUGAACCCAGUGAUCCAAGUGACCCUGUUGUCUGCAAAGAGAGACUUUAUCCUCCAAAUGCCCCACGCUGGCUUGAGGUGGUUAACAUUACUAAAAUCAACUGUGACCUGAAAUGGACUGAACCAGAUAGUGAUGGUGGCUCUCCGAUCACCAACUAUGUUGUUGAGAAGAGGGACGUCAGACGCAGGGCCUGGCAGCCUGUGGAUACCACAGUGAAAGAUGCCAAGUAUACUGUCACUCCGCUGAAUGAAGGCUCUCUUUAUGUGUUCCGUGUUGCUGCUGAGAAUGCAGUUGGUGUAAGCGAGUUUUGUGAACUAGAGGACUCUGUUUUGGCCAAGGAUACUUUCACAAACCCUGGACCACCCUACGCUUUGACUGUUGUUGAGGUGUCCAAGAGACAUGUUGACCUGAAAUGGGAACCACCCAGCAGUGAUGGUGGAAGACCCAUAACCAAGUAUGUUAUUGAGAAGAAAGAGAAGGUAGGCACACGCUGGGUAAAGUCUGGAAAGACAUCUGGCCCUGAAUGCAAGUACAGGGUGACUGAUGUUGAUGAAGGCUCUGAGGUACAGUUCCAGGUCCGUGCUGAGAAUGAAGCUGGAGUUGGCCACCCAAGUGAACCUACUGUUAUCAUGACCAUUGAGGAUCCCAUAAGUCCACCUUCUCCUCCACUUGAAGUCAAGAUUGUUGAUGCCAGCAGAGAGCACAUCAACAUUACAUGGAAAGCUCCAGAAAAGAAUGGCGGAAGUCCAGUCACAGGCUACCAUGUUGAGCUGUCGGAAGCUGGAACUGAGAAGUGGAUGAGGAUUAAUGCUCGUCCUGUCAAAGAGCUCAGGUUUAAGGCUGAGGAAGGCAUCAUUCCUGCGAAAAAAUAUGUUCUGAGAGUUCGUGCUAUCAAUGCGAUUGGAGUCAGUGAUCCCUCUGAAAUUUCAGAUGGUGUCUUUGCUAAAGACCCUGACUGUGCACCAACCAUGGAUCUCAAGACCCAAGACAUUGUAAUUGUUGAGGGUGAGAAGAUGGAUGUAAAAAUCCCAUACAGAGCAAUACCAAAACCAUCAAUGGUCUGGAAAAAGGGUGACACUGAAUUAAAGACUGAAGACAGACUGACGUUGACAUGUGAACUCAAUCGCGUUCACCUGGAGCUUCUCAAGUGUAAACACGAAGAUGCUGGCGAGUACACUGUUACUCUUGAGAACAGUCUGGGUUCAGUAACUGGCACAAUCACCGUAAAAGUGAUCGGCCUGCCUGGACAAUGUAAGGACAUCUCUUCCAGUGAGGUCACCAAGGACUCUUGCAAGAUCUCUUGGGAGCCUCCAGAAAGUGAUGGUGGUAGCCCGAUCUUGCACUAUGUUCUAGAGCGUAGGGAAGCUCAGAAGAAGACAUUUUUACCUGUGAUGUCUAGAGACAGUGUUUUAAGUUUUGUGGUCAAAGAUCUUAUGCUCAAUGGUGAAUAUUACUUCAGAGUGAAGGCUGUCAACAAGAUUGGUAGUGGCGAGUUUCUUGAACUCCGUAAUCCUGUCAUAACAGAAGAACAAAAACAACGCCCAGACCCACCAAUUGAGGUUGAAGGACACAAUCCCACCUCAAAUUCGAUCACUGUUACUUGGAUGGCUCCACCAUAUGAUGGUGGAUGCCCAAUCACAGGGUACAUUCUUGAGAAGAUUGAAAAAGAUGGUGACAGAUUUGAAAGAUGCAUUCCAAAUCUGGUACCUGGUUUCUCCUACACUGUUACUGGCUUGACGGAAGGAAAGGAAUACCAGUUCCGUGUCCGUGCAGAGAACAUUGCAGGAGCAAGUGACCCAUCUCGCAGUACACCAUUGAUUAAGGCUGCUGAUCCUGUUGAACCACCAAAGGUAUCACUCCAUGCCCGUAUUGCAUCUGGCCUCAGUAUCAAAAAGGGCGAGGAGAUUAGAUUGGAUACUUACAUAUCUGGAUCUCCCUACCCAACUGUUACAUGGCUUAGAAAUGAUGAGAAUGUGAGGCAGCCACCAGCUAAGAAAAAAACAGAAAUUGUGAAAAAGAAGAAAAAGUCUGUUCAGCCUGAACCCGAAGAAGAAUUCCAUCCACCACUUUUAGAUCGCCUGUCAUUCGACCAGAGCAAAAGGAGUGAAACUGCGCUGAUGGUGCGUGAUGCCAUCAGAACUGACCAUGGAAUUUUCACUAUCAGAGUUGAGAAUCCCCAUGGUUUUGCAACAGCGUCGUGUGAAGUCAAUGUUCUUGAUAAGCCUGGCCCCCCUGUUAACUUUGGAUUUGAUGAGAUCAGGAACACCUCUGUUGUUUGCAUGUGGGAUGCACCUCUUGAUGAUGGUGGCAGUGAGAUCAUCAACUACAUACUGGAAAAGAAAGACAACACUACUGAUGAGAUUGGUUGGGUAACUGUGACCUCGACCCACAAGGGAUACAAUUACCCUGUAACCAAGCUUAUUGAAGGAAAGGAGUACAUCUUCAGAGUCACAGCCGAAAACAAGUUUGGCUGUGGACAUCCAUGCUACUCUGAACCACUUAUUGCGAAGAAUCAGUUUGAACCACCUGAUGCUCCCAACAUACCUAGAAUUGGAGAGGUCACCUCCAGCACAGCUGCUCUCAGCUGGCAUGAGCCAAAGGACAAUGGUAGCCCUAUCUUGGGCUAUUGGGUUGAGAGACGUGAAGUCAACAGCAAAUAUUGGACCAGAGUGAACAACAAUCUUCUUAAUGCAUUGUCGGUUAAGGUUGAGGGUCUUAUGGAAGGCCUUGUUUACAUAUUCAGGGUCUGUGCUGAAAAUCUUGCUGGCCCGGGAGAAUUCAGUCCACCAACUGACCCUCAGACUGCAAUGGAUGCAAUCUUACCACCUGGCCCUCCUGCACCAAAAAUUGUUGAUGUCACAAAUACAACUAUCGAUAUCAGUUGGGUACCUCCAUUGUACAAUGGUGGUGGAGAAAUCCUUGGAUAUCAUGUUGAGCGCUGUCUGGUUGGAGAGAAAGAGUGGGUCCGCUGCACUGAGUUUAGAUGCAAAGACCGCAAAUACACUGUGACUGGACUGACUGAGGGAGCAGAUUAUUACCUUCGUGUGUACGCUGUAAAUGAAGCAGGUCAUGGUGCCCCAGGCAUGACUGAACCUGUUCAGGCCAAAGAACCUGAAGAGGCCCCAGGGGUUGAGUUUGAUGUCACUGUAAAGAAUGGAGUCAUCAUUAGAGCUGGAGAAACAUUGCGUCUCCCUGCUGUUGUUACUGGUCGCCCUGUACCAGAAGUUAAGUGGACAAAAGAUGAUGCAGAGCCAGACAAGGAACACACAGUUAUUGAGACAGAAGGAAAAAACAGCAGUUUAACCAUCAAAAAUGCUUUGAGAACUGACCAUGGCAUAUACCAGAUCACAGGUACCAACCCCAGCGGAACAAAGUCUGCCUCCGUUAAGGUGGACGUGAUGGAUGUUCCCGGACCAGUGGUUGACCUUAAGACAGUUCAUGUGACCAAGAAGAUGAUUUCACUCACCUGGUCAGAUCCUCUGGAUAAUGGUGGAAGUGACAUCAUGGGCUAUGUUGUUGAAAGAAAAGAUGCCAAAAUGCACAUUUACAGACAACCCUUAGAAGUUGCUGCUUGCAAAUGUGACAUUGUUGGUCUUCUUGAUGGAGAAGAAUAUAUGUUCCGUGUAGUUGCAAGGAACAAGUAUGGCCUUGGUGCUCCUGUUGACCUUGGACCUGUUUUAGCAGUGGAUCCCAAAGGAGUUCCAUCUGCCCCAGAGAAAUUGCACUAUACGGAAAGGACCAAGAACACUAUUACUUUGACUUGGGAACCUCCCCGUAGCGAUGGUGGUUCUCCAAUCAGAGGCUACUAUGUUGAAAAGGUGAGACAAGACAGCAACGAAUUUGAUGUUGCCAAUCGGCAACUCUGCAAAGACCUCACCAUCACUCUGGAAAGUCUCUCUGAGAACAUGAUGUAUGACUUCAGAGUCAAAGCUGUCAAUGAGGUUGGAGAUGGAGAACCAUCCAAACCAAUCAGUGUCAAUAUUCAGGAUGAUGAACAUUCACCAACUGUUACGUGGUUGAAAUUCUUUAAGAGUGAUGCCAUUAUUGUCAAGAAGGGAGCAGCUAUUGAAAUUCCUGCUGAAAUUCUUGGCCUACCCUUGCCUACCUUUGAGUGGACAAAGAAUGGAGUAGUUAUUGACCAACCUACUGAGACAAUGACAUUGGAAUCAGAGGAGAUUAACAGGCAAACUAUCAAUACCAAAAUUGGUAUUCCUGAAACUGUAAGACAAGAUACAGGCAUUUACAAGUUAACUGCCACAAAUACCCGUGGAGUAGGUCAACGGACAAUACGAGUGGAUAUCUUGGAUCGCCCAUUGGCACCAAGAAACAUUGUGGUGUCUGACAUCAAAGCUGAGUCUUGCUACCUAACCUGGGAUGCUCCAGAGGACAAUGGUGGAAGUGACCUCACUAACUACAUCAUUGAGAAGAGAGAUGCCAGCAAAAAGAAGUCUGACUGGGAACAGUUGACAUGCUGCAUCAUAGACAGACGUUAUGGGGUGUACAAGUUGGAGGCCUAUGGUACCUACCAGUUUCAGAUCAAAGCUGAGAACAAGUACGGGGUCAGUGAUGGUUGUGAAUCAGAAAAGGUUGUACUCAAAGAUCCAUUUGGUCUUCCUGGGCCUCCCCAGAGACCAAGGAUUAUUGGUCACACUUGCUUAUCCAUGUUGGUCACUUGGGAGCCUCCAAAAGACAAUGGUGGCUCAACCAUUCAAGGCUACUGGCUUGAAAAGAGAGAGAGAGGAGCUGUGUACUGGAGUCGUGUUAACAGGGCUCCAGUAACAAAACCAGCAGUCAAGGGCCUGGAAUACAAUGUGCUCCACCUUAUUGAGGGUGCCGAGUACCAGUUCCGUGUAAUGGCUCAGAAUGCAGCUGGCGUUGGACCUCCAAGUGAAGCAACAGAGUGUGUGUUUGCACUUGAUCCAAGAAACCCACCAGGUCAACCACCAGCACCUGAAGUAUCAGACAAAACCACAAGCAGCGUGAGUCUUUCCUGGACCUCACCAGAAAAAGAUGGAGGAAGUCCAAUAAAGGGUUACAUUGUUGAAGUUCAGGAUGAAGGUUCACAUGAGUGGAAAAGGAUCAAUACACCGGAUAAGCUGAUCCUAACCAAUUCAUACACUGUGUCAGGGCUUAAAGAGAAUAAAAAAUGCAGGUUCAGGAUUGUUGCUGUCAAUGCUGCUGGUGAAUCUGAGCCAAGUCCCAGAACUGCCGAUACCAUUGUACAAGAUAUUCUGGAGGAACCUGUCAUUACCAUGGAGGUCACAGCUCAUGAGCUUCUGAAUUGUCAUGCUGGAACAACCAUCAAGAUUCCAGCCACCAUCUCUGGCAAACCUAUUCCGAAUGUUACAUGGGACUUUGAUGGAACUGCCCCAACAGAGAAAAAGAAUGAGCGUCAUACUUUGCCAGAAGAUUCAGAAAUAUCAUCCAGUGAUACAACAUCAGUAGUGACAAUCCCUGAAUGUAAAUUAAACCACUCUGGGCGAUACAUCAUCACUGCCAGCAACCAGGCUGGCACCAAAAUCGUUAAAGUGCGCGUGAAUGUACUUGAUUUGCCUGGAGCUCCUACAGAUCUCAAAGUCAGUGACAUCACACGUGGAACAUGUAGACUAAGCUGGAAGCCACCAGACUGUGAUGGGGGUGACAGAAUCAAGAGCUACUUUGUUGAGAAAAAGACUGUUGAAGGAAAGGCUUGGACAAAGGUCAACCCAGCUUGCGCAACACAGUCCUUAGUUGUGCCAGACCUCAUUGAAGGACAAGAAUACUUGUUCCGUGUAAGAGCUGAGAAUCGCUUUGGCUUAGGACCUCAUAUCACAACCAUUCAGCGGACUAAAGCCAGAGAUCCUAUUCAUCCUCCUGAUCCACCCACAAGAGUCAAAAUCGUUGAUGUGUCCAAGGGCAUUGUGACUCUGACAUGGAAGCCACCAAAGAAUGAUGGUGGUGCACCUGUAACUCACUACAAUGUUGAACAUCUGUGGUGGGAUAGCAGUGGAAACCAGCAAGAGUCCUGGAGACAGUGCAACCGCCGUGAUAUUGAUACCACCACUUUCAAAGUGGAGGAUCUCCACCAGGGUGCUGAAUACGAAUUCCGUGUUAAGGCUGUGAAUGAGGUUGGUGCCAGUAGACCAUCCUCUACAGCUGGACCAAUCAUUAUUAAGGACCAGAACAGGGCACCUUCCAUUGAGCUUCCAGAAUUCAUGGAGGUUGAACAGGGUGCAGAUAUUCAUAUUGUUGCUAAGAUUAAGGGCUGUCCAUUUCCAACACUUACAUGGCAGAAGGCUCCUCCUCACAAAAGUGAAAACAAGGUUGAUGUUGAGUAUGAUGAGCACAUUAACAAACUUGUGUCUGAUGAUAGCUGCACACUGUUGAUCCAGCAGGGCAAACGCUCAGAUACAGGCCUCUACACUCUUACUGCUAGCAACAGCCUUGGCACCAUUUCCAAAGAAAUGAGGCUUAAUGUUCUAGGGCGUCCUGGGGCUCCAUCUGCACCCAUUAAAUUUGAGGAAAUUCAUGCUGAACAGAUAACACUGUCAUGGCUGCCUCCUAAGGAUGAUGGUGGCUCCAAAAUUACAAAUUACACUAUUGAGAGACGUGUUGCCAACAGGAAGACUUGGAUACCUGUCACUAGUGAACCCAAAGAGAGAAUAUUCACGGUUGACAAUCUAAUGCCAGGCCAUGAGUACAUUUUCAGGAUUAGGGCUCAAAACAAAUAUGGUGUUGGUGAUCCUCUUGAUAGUGAACCUGAAGUAGCCAGAGAUGUGUUCAUGCCACCUGGCCAAUGUGACAAGCCAACACUCUCUAGCAUCACAAUAGACUCCAUGACUGUGAACUGGGAAGAGCCAGACUCAGAUGGAGGCACUCCAAUCACAGGCUACUGGCUUGAGCGUAAAGAAACCACAUCUAAACGCUGGAGCAGAGUAACUCGUGAUCCAGUCAGGCCCAUGCCACUUGGUGUGUCACACAGAGUCACAGGGCUCAUUGAGGGAUCUCAGUAUUUGUUCCGCGUGAUUGCAAUUAAUGCGGCAGGAUGUGGACCUCCAAGUGAGCCAUCUGAUCCAACAUUUGCUAGAGCUCCAAUAGCUCCUCCUUCGCCCCCAACUCCGAAAGUCACGGACUGGACUAAGACCACAGCAGACUUGGAAUGGAUUCCACCAUUGAAGGAUGGAGGUUCAAAGAUAAUGGGCUACCAUGUUGAAUACAAAGAGGAGGGCACAGAAGCAUGGGUUAAGGCCAAAGACAAGGAAGUUAGAGGUACUAAAUUUGUGGUCACUGGACUGAAAGAGAAUGCAUUGUAUAAGUUUAGAGUUUUGGCAUUCAAUGCUGCUGGUCUGAGUGAACCAGGCGAAGUUGCUGAUGCUCUUGAAAUGAAGGACCGGUUAAUUUUGCCAGUCCUUGAGCUGGACAUUUCAGUAAAGGAGAAGAUGGUUAUUCAUGCAGGAGGUGUUAUUCGUAUCAUCGCUUAUGUGUCAGGCCAACCUCCACCUGUGAUAACAUGGAGCAGAGAUGGGUAUCCAGUCCCAUCAGAAGCUGUUAUUGAAACCACCUCAAUCAGCUGUUCCAUGGUAAUUAAAGAUUGCACUAGGGCACAACGAGGUGUUUAUACAAUAACAGCCAAGAAUGAUGGAGGAGAAGUGAAGAAGUCUGUUAUUGUUGACGUUCUUGACAUCCCUGGUCCAGUGGGGGCACCAUUUACAGCAGAAAACCUUACAAGUGACUCAUGCAAGCUGAACUGGUUUUUCCCUGAUGAUGAUGGUGGAUCUGCCAUCUCCAACUACAUAAUUGAGAAACGUGAAGCUGAUCGCAAGGCUUGGACAUCUUGCUUUUAUACAGCAGGCAGACAAAAUGCUGUAGUAAAUAAUCUGGUGCUUAAAAAGGAAUAUUUCUUCAGAGUCGCAGCUGAAAAUGCAAUUGGAGUAGGUCCUUUCUGCCAAACAGCAUGUGAAAUUGUGAUUAAAGAUCGCAUUAAUGUUCCAGACCGUCCAGAAGAUCUUGAGGUGACUGCCAUCACCAAAGACUAUAUCAGUGUGACUUGGAAGCCACCUAAGUAUGAUGGAGGGUCUGAGGUGUUAUCCUACAUUCUUGAGGCUCGCACGAUUGGCAAAGACAAGUUUGUCAGACUGACCAAAGAGAAACUUAUGGAUAGGAAAUACACUUAUGAUGGUCUUCGUGAAGGCGACACCUAUGAAUUCCGUGUCAGUGCAGUGAAUGAAGUUGGUCCAGGCAAACCAUCCUUCUCCACUAAGCCAAUUACAUGUAAAGACGAACUUGAGCCCCCUACAAUUGAGCUGGACUUCCGUGAUAAGGUUGUUGUUCGUGUUGGUGAAAGCUUUGCACUACAGGGGCGGUAUACUGGAAAACCAGCCCCAACUGUCACCUGGUCAAGAGAUGACAAAGAACUAAAAGCAGAUGACCACAUCAAGUUCAAAAAUACUACUACCACUAUGUGCCUGGGUAUUAUUAAAGCUCAGCGUGGACACAGUGGCAAAUACUGUGUAACAGUUGAAAACUGUACUGGUGCUCGUAAAGGCAUUUGUAAUGUCACAAUUGCAGAUCGACCAUUGCCUCCAGAGGGCCCAGUUGUAUUUGAGGAAGUUCACCGAGAUCACAUGGUUAUUUCUUGGAAGCCCCCUCUUGAUGAUGGUGGAUGUGAAAUUUCUAACUACAUAAUUGAGAAGAGAGAUGCAAACAGGGACAUGUGGACAACUGUAACAUCUGCCACCACAAAAACCCACUGCAAAGUACCUAAGCUUGUAGAGGGUCGUGAAUACAUCAUAAGAAUUAGUGCUGAGAACCUGUAUGGCAUAAGUGACCCACUGGAGUCAGAGGAGAUGAAAGCUAAAGAUCUAUUCAGGGUACCAGAGGCACCUGAGCAACCCACUGUAAAAGACGUCUUCCAUGAUUCAGCACUGGUGAUUUGGAACCGUCCUCGUGAUGGUGGAAAGCCCAUAACAAACUAUAUAUUGGAGAGGAAGGAGCCCACAGCUAAGAGAUGGUCUCGUGCAACCAGAGAUCCAAUCUACCCUGCUACACAGUAUAGGGUACAAGACCUUGUUGAAGGCUGUGAAUAUGAAUUCCGUGUAAUGGCAGAGAAUGAAAUUGGAACUGGAGAUCCUGGCCUUCCCAGUAAACCUAUUCUUGCUAAGAAUCCCAUUGUUAAGCCAAGCCCACCUGUUUUGCCUGAAGCUGUUGACAAGACUAAAGAUUCUGUAAGUCUGUCAUGGCGUGUUCCUCGCCAUGAUGGUAAAGGGAAAAUAUUUGGUUACUUGAUUGAGUAUCAGAAGCCCGGUGCAAUCGAAUGGAUCCAGGCAAAUGAAUCACCUGAAUCAUGCCCAGACACCAAGUUUGUUGUGACAAAUCUACCAGAAGGUGGAGAGUUUCGAUUCAGAAUUAUGGCUGUGAAUGCAGCUGGAAAAUCUGAGCCUGCUUAUGUCAAGGAACCAGUGAAAGUUCAUGACAGACUUGAGGAACCGGAGUUGCUGUUAGAUGCCAAUAUGGCACGUGACCACCUUGCCAUGGUUGGAACAGACAUCACACUUAGUGCCACAUUUAAGGGCAUGCCAAUUCCCACUGUCUCUUGGAAAAAGAAUGAUGGUGAAGUUCCUGCUCAUUGUCUUAUUGAGGUUACAGCAAGUGGAAGCAAACUUCACAUUAAGAAGUGUACCCGUGCUGACCGUGGCAAUUAUACCAUCACUGUUCAAAAUGCAGCUGGAACUAAAUCUGCUACCUGCACUGUUCUUGCUCUUGAUAAACCUGGACCACCAAGGAAUCUUAAAAUCUCUGAAGUCACAAGUGAGUCAGCUUAUCUGACAUGGCAAAAGCCAGAAGAUGAUGGUGGUGCUGUGAUCUCCCACUAUGUUGUGCAAAAGAAAGAUGUAGCAGCUGAGAACUGGGUUCCAGUUUGUGCUGCAUCUAAAAAGCUUAGCCUUAUGGCUCAAUAUCUGAUGGAGGGAAUUCAGUAUCUCUUCAGAGUUGCAGCUGAGAAUCAGUUUGGCAGGAGUGCAUUUGUUGAAACCACCAAGCCUAUCAAGGCAGUUGAUCCACUUUAUCCUCCUGGUCCACCCAAGAAUCUGCAUCAUGUGGAUGCAGACAAAACUGAAGUAUGGCUUCAAUGGGAGUGGCCUGAUCGCACAGGUGGAAGUGAGAUCACCGGAUUCAUUGUUGAACAUCAAGAAGAUGGUGCUACCGACUGGGUGACCUUCAAGACUGUCAGCAAUCCUCAAUGCCAUGUUACUGGACUUGUGGAGGGCAAAACCUACAGAUUCCGUGUAAAAUCACAAAAUGCAAUUGGCAUUAGCCGACCAGACACCAGUGUGCCAAUUACUUGCCAGGAAAAAACCUUGGCUCCAACUAUUGAAGUUGAUGUGAAGCUUAUUGAGGGUCUUGUUGUGAAAGCUGGCAGUACAGUCGUCCUCCCAGCAGUCAUGCAUGGAAUCCCAACUCCAACAGCCAAGUGGCAAAGUGAAGGAAAUGAGCUUAAAACUGAGGGCAAAUUUAAGAUUGUUACUGAAGGAAAUUCAACUGUCUUGACUAUUAGUGAAUGUGUCAGAACUGACAGCGGAGAGUAUGGCCUUACUGUGGCAAACCCUGCUGGAAGCAAGUCUGUUGCUCUACAUGUUACAGUCCUUGAUGUUCCAUCUGCUCCGGUUGGUCCUGUAAAUAUCCUUGAGGUUACCCCUGAUCAUAUGAUAAUCCAGUGGCGUGAACCAAAAGAUGAUGGUGGCACACCUUUGAUGAACUAUGUUGUAGAGAAGAAGGAUGUCAAGAAGCCUUGGGAGCCAUGGUCAGUUGUGAGUUCUGGAAGCACAAGCACAAAGGCCAAAGUCCCACGUUUGGAGAAGGGACGUGAAUAUAUUGUACGUGUACGUGCUGAGAAUAAAAUUGGCAUCGGUGCUGGCCUUGAAAGUCCUCCCACUAUUGCCAAGCAUAUGUUUGAUCCACCAGGUCCUCCUGGCCAACCAACAUGUUCUGACAUAACAGAAAAUGCUGUAACACUGUCAUGGACUGAACCAGAAACUGAUGGUGGAAGCCCUGUAAGUGGCUACAUUGUUGAGCGCAGGGAGAUGACUGGUAAAUGGAUUCGUGUCAAUAAAACACCAGUCUUGGAUGUAAGAUACAGGGUCUGUGGUCUGUUUGAGGGCAAUAGCUAUGAAUUCAGAAUCUUUGCUGAAAAUGUUGCUGGUGUAAGUGAGCCUUCAUAUCCAUCAGACCCAGUGAAAGCUAAACGUCCAAUUACUCCUCCGGGGCCUCCAAGUAACAUUAAGCUGAAGGACUGGAGCAAGUCAUAUGCAGAUUUGGUAUGGACCAAACCUUCCAGAGAUGGUGGCAGCCCCAUCCUAGGCUAUGUUGUUGAAUGCCAGAAAUCAGGUUCUGCACAGUGGGAUAGAAUAAAUAAGGAUCUAAUCAAGUUUUGUGUAUUUAGAGUACCUGGACUUAGUGAAGGCACAGAGUACAGAUUUCGUAUUAGAGCCUCAAACAAGGUUGGAGAUGGUGAGCCAAGAGAACUCACGGAAACUGUGCUUGCCAAAGACAUUCUUGUUCCCCCUGAUGUAACUGUUGAUGUUGCUUGUCGUGACCUCCUAACAGUUAGAGCAGGGCAAAUCAUCAACCUUGUAACCCGUGUUAAGGGCAGACCUGACCCUGAAAUCACUUGGACUAAAGAUGCAAGAGUUUUAGGCAGAGAUAAACGCACUGAGAUGAACAAUAACUUCCCUCUUGUUGAGCUGGUAAUUCAGGAAGCUGUUAGAGCUGAUUAUGGAAAAUAUGCAAUUCAAGCAAAGAAUAGCAGUGGUCAAGCACAAGCUACAAUUAUUGUCAAUGUACUUGAUAUUCCAGGAGCCUGUCAGAAUUUAAAGGUUGCUUAUGUGACUAAAGACUCAUGUAUGGUUUCUUGGGAAAAUCCAGAGGAUAAUGGUGGCACUGAAAUUACUAAUUAUAAAAUUGAGUGCAGACAACCAAGUCAAAGAGGAUGGACAGUUGUUACUUCUGACUGCACCAAACGACUUUUCAAAGCUCCACUUGUUGAGAAAUGUGAAUAUUUCUUCUGUGUGAGCGCAGAGAAUAAAAUUGGAGCUGGUCCACCAACAGAAACAAAAGCACCAGUCCUUGCUGUUGAUCCAGUUGAGAAACCUGGUGAGCCAGAGAACUUCCAAAUCUCUGAAAUUGGCAAGACAUUUGUCUUUCUCAAAUGGAAGAAACCAGAAUACGAUGGUGGUAGUCGUAACCUUGCUUACCAUAUUGAAAAGAAGCCUAAAGAAGCAGAUGAAUGGGAAAGAUUACACAAAGGUGCUAUAAAGGAAACCUAUUUCAUGGCUGACAGAUGCAUUGAGAACCAAAUUUAUCAAUUUAGAGUUCAAACAAAGAAUGAGGGAGGAGAGAGUAACUGGGUGACGACAGCUGAAGUUCUUGUAAAGGAGGAACUUGUACAGCCAGAGCUUAAAGUCAAACUGGCGGGUGUUCUUGUUGUUAAAGCUGGAGAUGCCAUUCCAAUUGAGGCAGAGCUUAUAGGUAAACCUCAGCCUGAUGUAAAAUGGUCUAAAGAAGGUGACACUGGAGAUAUCACCAAAAGCCCAAGAGUACAAGUUGAAACUGGCACCAACUUCACAAAAUUCCUGCUCACAAAUUCAAGACGUGGAGACACUGGAAAAUACACAAUUACUGCAACAAAUACUGCUGGAACCUGCUCUGCUGAGGCCAAGGUUAAUGUUCUUGACAGACCAGGUCCUAUUAGAGACCUGAAAGUGUCAGACAUUUCUGUGGACAGAUGCAAGCUUACAUGGGAGAUACCAGAAGAUGAUGGUGGUUGUGAGAUCUAUAACUACAUCAUAGAAAAAUGUGAGACAAAGAGAGGUGUGUGGUCAAUUCAUUCAGCAGCUAUUAUUACCAAUUCAGCUAAAGUUACUCGCCUUAUCGAAGGAAAUGAAUACAUAUUCCGAGUGAGAGCUGAGAACAAGAUGGGUGCUGGCCCUGCUGUUGAAACUGAGUCCAUUGUUGCAAGGACCCAGUUCAGCAGACCAGGUGUACCUGAUGCUCCAGAGGUUACCAAAAUUACAAAAGAAGAAAUGGUGGUUAUGUGGUGCUCUCCUGAUAAUGAUGGCGGAAAACCUAUAACUGGUUAUAUUCUUGAGAAAAAAGAAGAGCAUGCCAUUCGGUGGGCCCCUGUUGUUAAGUCCCCAAUUGCAGGGACACAGAUGACUGUUACAGGUUUACUGCCUAAUCAUGAAUACCAGUUCCGUGUUAGGGCUGAAAAUGAAAUUGGAGUUGGUGAUGCAAGCAAGCCAUCCAGAUCAUUCACUGCAAGAGAUCCAGUUGAGCCUCCUGGUCCCGUUAGUAACUUAAAGGUGACUGACAGCUCAAAGACAUCAAUUACUCUUGCAUGGACAAAGCCUACAUAUGAUGGAGGUGCUCCUCUUAUUGGAUAUGUUGUUGAGCUAAGAGUCAAGGGAACAGACAAGAAGGGAGAUGAAGGCUGGAAAAGGUGCAAUGUUGCUGCACAGUUGUUUGGAACAGAAUUCACAGUCUCAAGCCUGGAUGAGAAGCUUGAAUAUGAAUUCCGUGUUUCUGCCCAAAAUCAGGUUGGCUUAAGUCAGCCAACUAAUCUUGGAGGAGCUGUGACACCAAGGGAAGUCUUGGAGGCCCCCGAGAUUGAUUUCGAUGCAGAACUGAAGAAAGGUGUGACUGUUAGAGCUGGCUGCCCAAUAAGAUUAGUAGCAACAAUCAGAGGCAGACCCGCUCCCAAGGUCUUAUGGAGGAGAAUGGGAAAAGAUAAUGUUGUACAGAAGGGCCAUGUUGAUCUCAUUGACACUAUGACAUUCCUUGUUAUCUCUGAAACCACUCGUGAUGAUUCAGGCAAAUAUUCAUUGACUGUAUCCAGUCCAGCUGGAGAGAAGGCAGUGUUUGUGAAUGUCAAAGUACUUGACACGCCUGGACCUGUUGUUGGUCUUGAGGUUGCUGACAUCACAAUGUCAUCUUGCAACCUCACAUGGUCUCCACCUGAAAAUGAUGGUGGCAGUAACAUCACUCAUUACAUUGUUGAAAAACGAGAAAUUGAUCGCAAGACUUGGGCAACAGUGAAAAAUAAUGUUGAUAACACCACAUUUAAAGUUAGCAAUCUCGUCCCAGGAACAGAGUAUUACUUCAGGGUCAUUGCGGUAAAUGAGUAUGGUCCCGGGGUCCCAAGGGUUACAGCAAAAUCCUAUCUGGCCUCUGAUCCUAUCAGCAAGCCUGAUCCACCACAAAAGGUUGAUGUUCUGGACAUUACUAAGAACAGUGCAACUGUGGGAUGGGUGAAACCAAUGCGUGAUGGUGGAGCUAAAAUUGAUGGCUACAUUAUUGACUAUCUUGAGCUUCCAAUGCCUAAACCUCCCAAGAAACCAGUGGAGGCUGAAGGUGAGGCUGAGCCUGGUGUAGAGCCUGUGGCUCCACCCCCGCCUGAACCUGUGAUUGAGGAAGAGAAGGAGGAGAAAAAGGAGGAAUGGACGCCGUACACAGUCGUAAAAGAUUUGAGCAUCUCUAUUGCUGGAUUAAAGGAGGGAAGAAAAUAUCGCUUCAGAGUGGCAGCAAGAAAUGCCAUGGGGUCCAGUCUUCCCACAGAGACCAGAGAAGCUUAUGAGAUCAAGGAGCAGAUGUUGGAGCCCAAAAUCAUCAUGCCUGAGCUGGUCACUGCAAAGGCAGGAGCAAAACUGAGGGUUGAGGCUCUUGUAUCAGGAAAGCCAGCACCAGCAUGCCAAUGGAAACGGGGAGAAAAUAAUGUAGUCCCAUCAAGCCGUCUUGCUGUGCAUAAAUCUCUGAACAUGUGUGUGCUCAUCAUUAAGGAUGUUUCAAGACAAGACAGUGGUGAAUACAGCCUUGUUGCUGAGAACAGCACUGGAAAAGUUGACCAGACUUUGAAAAUCAUCAUCAGAGAUAUUCCUGGACCACCUGAGCCACCAUUUGAGAUCAGUGACAUAGAUUCUGAUGCCUGCACACUCUCUUGGAACAAACCUACUGAAGAUGGUGGUAGCAAUAUUACUAAUUAUGUGGUUGAGAAGUGUGAUGUAAGCAGAGGUGACUGGGUGACUGCUCUUUCCAGCUGUGGCAAAGCUGGCUGCAGAAUCGGAAAGCUUAUUCCUGGAAAGGAAUAUAUUUUCCGUGUUCGUGCUGAGAACAGAUUUGGUAUUUCAGACCCCCUUACAUCUGAAAGGAUGAUUGCUAAGUACCCCUUCGAUGUUCCUGGUGAACCUUUGAACUGCCGCAUCAACAAAGUGAACAAGGACUGCAUGUUUGUGGCUUGGGAUAAGCCUGAGUCUGAUGGUGGCAGUCAAAUUACUGGAUACUACAUUGAACGCAAAGAAAGGAACAGUCUCCUUUGGGUUAAGGCUAAUGAUUCUGUUGUUCGCACAACUGAGUAUCCUUGUGCUGGCCUAAUUGAGGGUCUGGAAUACACUUUUAGAGUGUCUGCUAUAAACCGAGCUGGUCAGGGGAAACCAAGCAAGAAAACUGAGUUUAUCACAGCAAGAACACCUGUUGAUGCUCCUGGAAAACCAGAGGUGCUUGAUGUGACUAAGAACUCAGUUACAUUGGUUUGGACCAAACCAAAGAAUGAUGGUGGAAGCAAGAUAAUUGGAUACUAUGUUGAAGCAAUGAGGCUUCCAGGAGACACUUGGGUGCGUUGCAACACAAGUAGUCAAAAUGUGCCUCGUGAGGAGUACACUGCAACUGGGUUAGAAGAGGGUGCUAAGUACCAGUUUAGGGUAAUUGCCAAGACAGCAGUUAACAUUAGCAGGCCAUCUGAAUUCACUGACCCCAUUCUGGUGUCUGCAGAAAAUGUACCUCCAAGAAUAGAGCUUUCAAUACAGAUGAAAAAGAUGUUGCCAGUAAAGGCUGGGUCAGAUGUUUGCCUUGAAGCUGAAGUUUUUGGUAAACCAAUGCCCAAGGUUACAUGGAGCAAGAAUGGAGAAGUGUUGAAAGCUGACAAAGAAUUCAAGAUGUCUCAAAAGAGACACCUCUUUUCUCUGAGCCUUGAUGCAGUUACUAAACUUCAUACUGGAAGUUAUGGAAUUCUUGCAGUAAAUGCAAGUGGUUCUACAACUGCAGAAAUACAACUCAAAGUUUUAGAUAUACCUAGCCCACCAGCCUCUAUCAAGUUUGAUGAAGUACUUUCAGAUCGGAUCAAGUUGAGCUGGGAGGCUCCACUUGCAGAUGGUGGUUCUCCAAUUACAAAUUAUGUUGUUGAUAAACGUGAGACAAGCAGAGCUAACUGGGCCCAAGUUUCUGCUAAAAUCAGUGGUGAUACAAAAGAAUGUUUAGUGGAGAAACUGAUUGAGGGGCACGAAUAUCAGUUCUGUGUUCGUGCAGAGAAUCGCUAUGGUACUGGUGAUGCCAUCAUAUUGGACCCUGUUGUUGCAAGGAAUCCCUUCACUGUUCCUGGAGCAUGUGACCCACCGGUCCUUACAAACAUCACAAAGGAGCGUAUGACUGUAAGUUGGAAGGAACCAUCUGAUGAUGGAAAAUCCCCUAUCCUUGGAUACAUAGUUGAGAAACGUGAGACCAAGGAAAUUAACUGGACCAAACUGAACAGAAAGCCCUUGCUGGAGAGAACACUUGAGGUUGGAGGUCUCUCUGAGGGAGCUCAGUAUGAGUUUAGAGUCAUUGCUGUUAAUAAAGCUGGCCUUGGCAAACCCAGUGAACCAUCUAAUGCCGCCUCUGCUCUUGAUCCUUUGUAUCCUCCAGGCCCACCCAUUUCUCCCAAGGUUACAGACACGACCAGCAGCACCAUUAGACUAACUUGGACUAAGCCUGCAAAUGAUGGUGGUAGUGACAUUUUGGGAUACCUUGUCGAAUGCAAGAGAACUAAUACAACAGACUGGAUAAGAUGCAACGUACCCAAGAACCUUCAGGAUACAAAUUAUGCUGUGACUGGACUCUUGGAGAACUCAGAGUACCAACUUCGUGUUACUGCUGUAAAUAAAGUUGGAUUUAGCCAGCCUUGUGAAGUUCCUGAAAAACAUGUUGCCAAGGAUGUUUUUGCUGCUCCUGAGGCUGAGCUUGAUGCAGAGCUGAAGGACACUUUGGUGCUCACGGCUGGCAGUAAAAUGAAACUUCAUGCCACAUAUAAGGGUCGACCAAUCCCCAGGGUGACCUGGGCCAAGAUGAACACCAACAUUAAGGACAGACAAGGAAUCAUAAUCAAGACAACAGACACUGAUACAUUGGUUUAUGUUGAGAAAGUCAAUAGAAAUGAUGCAGGGAAAUACAUUCUGAAUCUUGACAGUGUAAGCGGAAUGAAGAUGUACACAGUUAUUGUCAAGGUCCUUGAUACUCCUGGACCUCCACUGAAUCUGAUGAUAAAAGAGACAUCAAAGGACAGUGCCUCCAUCCUAUGGGAUGAACCUCUAAUUGAUGGUGGAAGUGAGAUUACAGGUUACAUUGUUGACAAAAGAGAUUCAGAAAGGAAAGCAUGGUCAAAUGUUUCAACCACGUGCACUACAACAUCUUUCAAGAUUGAUGGUUUAGAGGCUGGAAGAUCUUAUUGUUUCAGGGUUCUGGCUCAAAAUAUGUAUGGCAUUGGUGAGCCAUGUGAAACUGUGGAUGCUGUUAGAGCUUCUGAACAACCUGGACCAGUUAUGGACUUUAAGACCUUGCUGGUAACCAAGGACUCUUGUACUCUUUCCUGGAAAAAGCCCAUCAGUGAUGGAGGAAGCCGCAUCAUUGCAUAUGUGCUAGAAGUCCUUAAUGGCGAAGAUAAAUGGAAGGAGCUUCUUAGAUCAAAGAAUAUGCAAUAUAGUGCAAAGGACCUUGUUGAAGGAAGGGAAUAUAAAUACAGAGUUAAAGCAACAAAUGAUUCUGGUGAUGGUUCUGUGAAAGAACUCUCUGUGAUUGCAAAAAAUGUCAAUGUUCUUCCAAGCUGUGACUUGCGAGAGUUGCCUAACUUGAACUAUAUUGCAAAAGAAGGAAGCACCGUUCGUCUCAAGAUUCCUAUUAGUGGAAAGCCUGUCCCUGUUGUCACAUGGAAGAAGGGAGAGGAUGAAAAUCUCACAGACACAGGAAGAGUGUGUGUAGAAUCAACGGCAGUAAACACAACUCUUCUGAUACGUGACUGCCAAAGGACAGAUGCCUCAAAAUACACCAUCACUCUUCGCAAUGCUGCUGGAACGAAAGAGUCCACAAUUUUUGUCAGAGUUGUUGGCAAACCAGGAAUUCCAGCUGCACCAAUAAAGUUCAAGGAAGUGACUGCAGAUGGUGCAACCUUAAAAUGGGGUGUUCCUAAAGAUGAUGGUGGAUCAGAAAUUACCAACUACAUUCUUGAGAAACGUGAUUCCAUUACUAACAUGUGGGUUGCUGUGUCUUCAUCUGUGGACACAAACACUUUCAGAGUGACUGGUCUCCAUGAGGGAACUGAAUACAUCUUUAGGGUUAGUGCAGAAAACAAAUAUGGAAUUGGUGAGGGCCUCAAAUCAGAGCCUGUGGUUGCCAAGCAUCCAUUCAAUGUUCCAGAUUCACCUCCACCCCCUCAAGUCAUGAGCAUGUGUCAUGAUUCAGCAACUCUUGCAUGGUUGGAUCCAAGGAAAACUGGAGGCUCACCAAUCACAGGUUACCAUGUUGAAUUCAAGGAAAAAAACAGCAUGUUAUGGAAAAGAGCAAACCCAACUGCUUUGAAGAUGAGAGAUUUCAAAGUGACAGGCUUAACAGAGGGUCUAGAAUAUGAGUUCAGAGUUAUGGCUAUUAAUCUGGCUGGUGUUGGUAGACCAAGUCCUGCCACUGAGCCAAUGGUUGCCUUGGAUGCAAUUGAUGCACCUGGCAAACCUGAUGUGAUUAGCAGCACUAGAAGCACUGUAACACUUCAAUGGACUGAGCCUCAAUAUGAUGGUGGACACAGGCUUACAGGCUACAUUGUUGAGAGACGUGAUCUCCCAGCCAAGGUCUGGGUGAAGGCUAAUACAGUAAAUGUGGUGGACUGUGCAUAUACUGUAGCAGACUUGCAAGAGGGUUGCAAGUAUGAAUUUAGAAUCAGAGCAAAGAAUGCAGCUGGAGCAAUAAGUCCACCCUCUGAACAAACUGAUACCCUUGUGUGCAUGGAUGAAUAUGCGGCACCAACCAUUAUAAUUGAUCCAACAGUCAAGGAGGGGCUAACUGUCAGGGCUGGAGAUACUAUUGUAAUUACUGCAACAAGCAUUCUGGGCAAACCUCAGCCAACCUCUGUGUGGUCAAAGGGUGGAAAGUAUUUCAAGCCAUCAGAUGUGUGCCAGAUAGAAACUACACCUUCUUCUUCUACUCUUUCUAUCAAGUAUGCAAGUAGGAAGGAUUCAGGAGAGUACACAAUUACAGCAAGUAACCCAUUUGGUGUGAAAGAAGAAAUUGUGAAAGUAACAAUUUUAGAUGUUCCCGGUCCACCAGGGCCAAUUGAAGCUAGUGGAAUUUCAUCUGAAAAGGUCACUUUGACAUGGACACCACCUCAUGAGGAUGGGGGAUCUCCAAUUAAAUACUACACUUUGGAGAAAAGAGAAACAAGCCGUCUCCUUUGGACCAUUCUUGCUGAAAAGGUUAUUGACUGCCACUUUGUUGCCAAUAAGCUUAUCCAGGGAAAUGAGUACAUCUUCAGAGUUUCUGCUGUCAACAGUUCUGCAGCUGGUGAUGCUUCCCAUUCUGAACCAGUAAAAAUGGUGGAUAGCUAUGGUCCCCCUGGUCCGCCAGCUAAACCAGAAAUUGAAAAUGUUGGUGGAAAUUCUGUUACCAUUGCUUGGAAAAGACCAGCUGAUGACGGUGGAAGUGAUAUAAUAGGCUACAUGGUUGAGAGGAAAGAAAAGAAGGGCAUGAGAUGGACUCGAGCAUCAAAGAAAACAAUUGCUGACCUCCACUUUGAAGUGAAAGGGCUAAAAGAGGGAGAUGAAUAUGAAUUCAGAGUAACUGCUGAGAAUAAGGCUGGUUUUGGUGAGCCAAGUGAACCUUCAAUGCCAGUGAGGACAAAGCUUGUUGCAGAUGUACCUGGUCCUCCAGUCAACCCAAGAGUCACUGACACAACAAAAACCACAGCUGAAUUGCACUGGGGCAAACCAUUUAGUGAUGGUGGAAUGGAAGUUACAGGAUACCUUGUUGAGCACAAAAAGGAGGGAGAAGAAGAAUGGGUGAAAGAUACAGCUACACCUUUGAGGAUCACUGAGUUUGUUGUCCCCAGUUUGCAAGCUGGAGUGAAGUAUAAUUUUAGAAUUAGUGCAAUGAAUGCAAUGGGGGUUAGUGAACCAUCACAAACAGAGGAUCUUGUUGAAAUUGUGGAACGUGAAGAAAUCCCUGAUUUAGAGCUAGAUGUAGAACUCAGAAGAACGUUAGUUGUUAGGGCAGGUGCCUCUAUUCGUUUAUUUAUUCCUAUUAAAGGACGCCCAACCCCUAUAGUGACUUGGACAAAAGAGGACACAUCAUUGAAAACUCGCGCAAUCAUCGACAAUACCGAAUCAUACACCCUGUUGGUCAUUCCCGACUGUAAUAGACGCGACGCAGGGAAAUAUGAUUUAACAUUAGAGAACACUGCUGGAAAGAAGACUGUUUCUGUGGUUGUAAGGGUUUUGGACUCCCCUGGUCCUCCUCUCAAUCUGAAACCCAAAGCAAUUGACAAAGAGAGCAUCACAUUGGAAUGGGAAAUGCCUAUUAUUGAUGGAGGUUCUAAAAUUACCAAUUACAUCAUUGAGAAGAGAGAAUCUACUCGCAAGGCAUAUGCUGCUGUGAUCACACAAUGUGAGACAUGCUCCAUCAGAGUUUCCGAUCUGGCAGAGGGUUUGGAAUAUUAUUUCAGAGUUUCUGCUGAAAAUGAGUAUGGCAUUGGUGAAGCAGUUGAAACCCCAGACCCAAUCAGAGUAUCUCAAGCACCAACUCCACCAGAAAAUGUAACUUUUACUGAUGUUACGAAGCACACAGUUAGGCUUGCAUGGACUAAACCAAAACAUGAUGGUGGAAGUAGGGUUACUGGGUAUGUAAUUGAAGCACAAAAGAAAGGAACAGACCAGUGGGCCCAUGUGACAACUGUGAAGUCUUUGGACUUUACUGUAAAAAAUCUUAAUGAAAAUGAAGAGUACAUAUUCCGUGUAAUGGCGGUGAACAGUUCUGGGCGAAGUUGUCCUCGUGUAAGCAAGCCUGUUGUUAUCAAAGAACAAAGUUCAGAACCAGAAUUUGAUCUCCGUGGUGUGUGUCAGAAGACAGUUAUUGCCAAGGCUGGUGAAGAUAUAAAGGUUGAGGUGCCUGUUUCUGGACGUCCUAAGCCUACAGUUUCCUGGCAGAAAGACAAUCAAGCCCUCAAAUUAACACAAAGGACAAUGAUUGAAAAUACUUCUACCUCAACUAUCUUGAUCAUAAAUGAAUGUUUAAGGAGUGACAGUGGAAUAUACUCAAUGACAGGAAAGAACAUCGUGGGCUCUGUUACAGAUAGCAUCACAGUAAAAGUACAUGAUUUGCCUGGACCACCAAAGGGACCAAUUAAACUGGACAAAAUAUCUCGUACUUUCAUUGAGUUCUCAUGGGAAGCUCCUGAAAAUGAUGGAGGUGUACCAAUCAAUAACUAUAUAGUAGAAAUAAGGGAAACUACUAGCCAGACAUGGGUAGAAUUCUCCUCUUCGAUUAUUCGUACAACAUUUAAAGCAACUCAUUUAACAACAGGAAUUGAAUAUCAAUUCCGUGUCAAGGCCAAAAACAGAUAUGGUACAGGGCCUCCAUUAAUGUCAGAGGCAGUGGUUGCUGCAUAUCCAUUUAAGGUACCUGGGCCACCUGGAACACCCAAAGUUGUCACUUUCACUAAGGAUACAAUGACAAUUGGUUGGAAUGAGCCUGUUUCUGAUGGUGGAAGUGAGGUCAUUGGUUACCAUGUUGAAAGGAAAGAGAGGAACAGUAUUGUUUGGCACAGAAUUAGCAAGGCACUUGUGAUCGGAAAUCUGUUCAAAUCCACAGGACUAGAGGAUGGUGUGGCAUAUGAAUUCCGUGUGAUUGCUGAAAACAUAGCUGGAAUUGGAAAACCAAGCAAAGCUUCUGAACCAAUGCUCGCUCUUGAUCCAGUGGAUCCACCUGGUCAACCUGUACCAAUCCAUGUGUCCAAAAAUGCCAUUACUAUUCAGUGGACGAAGCCAGAGUAUGAUGGCGGAUUCAAGAUUACUGGCUAUACUGUCGAAAAGAGAGAUCUUUCAGCUGGGCGCUGGAUGAGAGCUAACUUUACAAAUAUCAUUGAAACCACUUUCACUAUAAGUGGUCUAACACAAGACGAAUCCUAUGAAUUCCGUGUACUUGCAAGAAAUUCAGCUGGUGCUGUUAGUAACCCAUCUGACCCAUCAGAUCCAAUUAUUUGCAAAGAUGACAUUGAAGAACCAAGGAUUAUGGUUGAUGCUAAAUUUAAAGAUACUGUCCUUGUCAAAGCUAGAGAGGUGUUCAAACUUGAAGCUGAUGUUGCAGGCCAGCCAUUACCAUCUAUGGUUUGGACGAAAGAUGGAAAAGAUGUUGAAAACACAUCCAAACUACAGAUCAAAAUGACAGACCUUACAUCAGUCUUGAUCAACAAGGAUUCUGUCAGAAGUGAUGGUGGUAAAUUUAUUCUGACAGCAACAAAUGUUGGUGGCUUUGCUAAGCAUGUUUUCAAUGUAAAGGUUCUUGAUAGACCAGGACCACCUAGGGGACCUCUGACAGUUUCCGAUAUUACAGCUGAAAAAUGUGUGCUAACAUGGAAUCCACCUGCAGAUGAUGGCGGUGCAAACAUUGAACAUUAUGUUAUUGAAAAACGUGAGUCAAGCAGACUUGCUUGGACAAAUGUGGCAUCAGAAUUGCAGGUUAAUCAGUACCAAGUGACAAAGUUGCUCAAAGGAAAUGAAUACAUUUUCAGAGUUAUGGCUGUUAACAAGUAUGGUGUUGGAGAACCUCUUGAGUCUGAAGCAAUAAUUGCAGAAAAUCCAUAUGUACGACCAGAUCCUCCACAAACACCUGAGAUAACUGCGGUCACUAAGGAUUCAGUAGUCCUGUGUUGGGGUGCACCUGCUAGUAAUGGUGGAAGUGAAAUCACCAACUAUCGUAUUGAGAAAAGAGACCGGAUUAGUUUGCGUUGGGUAAAAUGCAACAAGAGGAAUGUUACUGACUUGCAUUUCAAGGUGACCGCUCUUAUUCCAGGCCAUGAAUAUGAAUUCAGAGUUUUUGCUGAAAAUGCAGCAGGAAUAAGUGAGCCAAGUCCUUCAUCACCAUUUGUCAAGGCCACAGAUGCUCUUUUCAAACCAGGUCCUCCUGGCAACCCUAGAAUCCUGGACACAACAAGUUCUUCCAUCACGCUUGCAUGGAACAAACCAGUUUAUGAUGGUGGUUCUGAAAUUACUGGCUAUAUUCUUGAGACCUGUCUCCCUGGAACUGAAGAGGACGAAUGGACAAUUGUCUCCCCUAAAGAUGGUGUAAAGGGGACAUCGUUUACAAUCACGAAUCUUAAAGAAAAUCAGGAAUACAAAAUUAAUGUGUCAGCUGUAAACAGCGAGGGUAUUGGAGAAGCAGCACCUGUACCAGGUUCACCUAAAGCAGAGGAACGACUCAUACCACCAGAGGCUGACCUUGAUGCUGAACUUCGUAAGAUAGUGAACAUCAGAGCAUGCAAUACACUAAGACUUUUUGUGCCAAUUAGAGGUAGACCAACACCAGAGGCCAAAUGGUCAAGAGAGAAUGAUGAACCUUUAGACAGAGCUACCACUGAAACAACGUCAUCUUUUACAUCACUGGUUAUUGCCAAUGUGAAUAGGUUUGACAGUGGCAAAUACAAUUUGACUGUAGAAAACAGCUCUGGAACAAAGACUGUCUCUGUAAUAGUUAGAGUUCUAGAUACACCUGGAGCACCACAAAACUUAAAAAUAAGCCAGGUCACUAAAGAAUCUGUUUCACUUGUUUGGGAUCCUCCACUUAAUGACGGUGGCACAAAAAUUAAGAAUUAUAUUGUUGAGAAGCGUGAGGCUACAAGAAAAGCAUAUGCUACAGUAAAUGCUAAUUGUCACAAAACUACUUGCACAGUUGACCAGCUCCAAGAAGGAUGCAACUACUAUUUCAGAGUUCUGGCAGAAAAUGAAUAUGGCAUUGGUCUCCCUAUGGAGACUGGUGAAUCUGUUAAAGUGUCUGAGAAGCCACUUCCCCCUUGCAAAAUUACACUUCAGGAUGUUACAAAGACAAGUGUGACAUUAUCAUGGGAAAAGCCUGAACAUGAUGGAGGAAGCAGAGUGGUUGCAUAUGUUGUAGAGAUGCAGAGCAAAUGGAAUGAAAAAUGGACACAAGCUGUGAUUGUCAAGGUACCCGAAGCAGUUAUUACUGGGCUUGCACCUGGUGAAGAGUAUAUGUUCCGUGUUUCUGCAAGGAAUGAAAAGGGAACCAGUGAUCCUCGUCAAAUUGGUGUGCCUGUGAUUGCCAAGGACCUUGUAAUUGCUCCAUCUGCUAAGAUGUUGUUCUCCACAUUUAGUGUCCUGGCAGGAGAGGAUUUGACAGUUGAUAUUCCAUAUAAUGCUCGUCCCAAAGCUACUAUUUCAUGGCUAAAGGAAGCAGUUCCACUUAAACGAACAACCAGAGUUAACUUUUCCUCUACGGGUACACAACUGAAUUUAGUAAUCAAAGAAGCAUGUAGAGAUGAUGUUGGCCAGUAUAGUAUUAAACUAUCAAAUACAGCUGGUGAGACAAAAGUAGACAUUAGAAUUGUUGUUCUUGACAAACCUGGUCCACCAACAGGCCCUGUUAAAGUUGAUGAAGUAACAUCUGACAGUGUUAGCAUUUCUUGGAAGCCACCAGAGUAUAACGGGGGCUGCACCAUUAAUAAUUACAUAGUAGAAAAGAGGGACACAUCCACAACUAAUUGGCAGAUUGUAGCAGCAAAUCUAGCAAGAACUCAAAUUAAGGCAGGAAGACUGAAGGCAGGCUCUGAAUAUCAAUUCAGAAUUGCAGCAGAAAAUAGAUAUGGCAAAAGCCCUCUGCUUGUGUCUGAAUGUGUUGUUGCACAGUACCCGUACAAACUACCGGGCCCUCCUGGAACACCUUUCUUGCAGUCUUCCACAAAAGAUAGUAUGGUGAUAGUGUGGAAUGAACCUGUUAUUGAUGGUGGAAGCACAGUCUUAGGAUAUCACCUUGAGCGAAAAGAGAGAAAUAGCAUUCUUUGGAUGAAACUAAACAAAAGCAUAAUCCAAGACACAACUUUCAAGACAACAGGUCUUGAAGAAGGCAUGGAAUAUGAAUUCAGAGUUUAUGCUGAAAACAUUGUUGGCAUUGGGAAGGCUAGUAAGAUCUCAGAGGGUUAUACUGCUAGAGAUCCUUGUGAUCCUCCUGGAACACCAGAAGCAGUUAGAAUAACAAAUAAUUAUAUUGCAAUUGCAUGGACCAAGCCAGAGUAUGAUGGUGGAAGCAAAGUCACUGGAUAUAUUGUAGAAAAGAAAGAAUUGCCUGCAGGACGCUGGAUGAAAGCAAACUUCACCAAUGUCAUAGAGACUGAGUAUACUGCAACAGGUCUUACAGAGGAUGAGAAAUAUGAGUUCCGUGUCAUUGCAAGAAAUGCUGCAGGAGUUUUCAGUGAUCCUUCAUAUAGUACUGGACCUAUCGUGGCAAAAGAUGAGAUUGAACCACCGCGUAUCAGCAUAGAUCCAGAGUACACUCAAACAAUUGUUGUAAAUGCAGGGGACAACUUCAAGAUUGAUGCAGAUAUUCAUGGAAAACCAACACCAUCAAUCUGUUGGAUGAAGGGUGAGCAGGAACUUGGAAACACCAUAUCUCGUGAAAUUAAAAGCACAGAUAGCUAUACCUGUUUAACUGUUAAGGAAGCCAAACUUGCUGAUGGAGGUCAAUAUACUCUACUGCUGAAAAAUCCAGGAGGAGAGAAAACUGUACAGGUCAAUAUUUGUGUCCUAGAUAAGCCUGGACCACCAGAGGGAUCCAUCUCUAUUACAGGUGUAACCAGUGAACACUGCUGCCUUUCUUGGAAACCACCUAAACAAGACGGUGGCAGCAAGAUCACUCAUUAUAUUGUUGAAAAGAGAGAGACUAGCAGACUACUUUGGACAGUUGUUGAACCCAAAGUCCAAGCUCUAAACCUUAAAAUAAUGAAACUCCUAGAAGGAAAUGAAUAUAUUUUCAGAGUUUUACCAGUAAACAAAUUUGGUGUUGGUGAGCCCCUCCAAUCAAGUGCAGUUGUUAUCAAGAAUCCAUUUACACCUCCAGAUGCACCAAAAGGAGUGGAAGUCUCUAAUGUCAAGAAAAAUUCAAUGGUCAUAACCUGGGAGGCCCCAACAAAUGAUGGAGGUACUCCUAUCACUGGUUAUAUUAUUGAGAAACAUGACAAGGAAGGCAUUAGAUGGACCAGAUGCAACAUGAAAACAGUUACUAACCUCACAUUUAAAGUUACUGGACUCCUGGAGAACCACCGCUACGAAUUCAGAGUUUCUGCUGAGAAUGCUGCUGGAGUUAGUGAGGCAAGUUCUGCAACUGUAUUCUAUAAAGCCCUAGAUCCUGUAUUCAAGCCAGGUCCACCACUUAAUCCAAAAGUGUUAGACAUGACCAAAUCAUCUGUUGUACUUGCAUGGGGAAAGCCUAUUUACGAUGGUGGCUGUGAAAUCCAGGGAUAUAUUGUUGAGGCAUGUGAAGCAAAAGCAGCCAUAGAGGAGAUAAAGACUCCAGGAGAAGAAGGAAAGGCAGUUGCAGAUGAAUGGACAAUGUGCACUCCACCAGCAGGCGUUAAACUGACACGCUUUAAUGUGGAAAAUCUGAAAGAAAAGCAGGAAUAUAAAUUCAGGGUUUGUGCAGUUAACAAGGUUGGUGUUGGGGAGAAUGCUGAUGUUGCAGGGCCCAUUCUGCCAGAGGACAAAACUGAGGAACCAGAUCUUGAUAUUGAUGCUGAGUUUAGAAAGCUUGUACGUAUUAAAGCAGGAGGUUCUCUUAGGAUGUUCAUCCCUUUCAAAGGAAGACCAACACCACAAAUCAAAUGGGAAAAAGAUGGUGGGCAGAUUAAGGAAACAGCACAGACUGAGACCACCAGCAGUCACACUUCUCUUGUGAUUGAUAAAGUCAACAGGGCAGACAGUGGCAAAUAUACUGUUACUGCAGAAAACUCUGCUGGUGCAAAAUCUGAAACAAUUAUUGUGAAAGUCCUUGACACACCAAGCGCUCCAAUCAACUUCAAAGUUAAAGAAAUUACAAAAGAAUCUGUUACUCUUACAUGGGAGCCUCCAAGUUUAGAUGGUGGAGCAAAGAUAAAAAAUUACAUUGUUGAAAAACGUGAGAGCACAAGAAAAACAUUCUCUGCCGCUGUCACAAAUUGCCACAAACUUUCUUGGAAAGUUGAACCACUUCAAGAAGGCUGCAGUUACUAUUUCAGAGUGCUUGCAGAAAAUGAACAUGGUAUAGGGCUACCUGCAGAUAUCACAGAUCCUUUGAAGGUUUCAGAGGUGCCACAAUGUCCUGGAAAAUUAAGUGUUGUAGAUGUUACUAAAACAAGUGUGUCUCUUUCUUGGGAAAAGCCCAUUCAUGAUGGUGGCAGUAGAAUUCUUCAAUACCUUGUAGAAAUGCAGGUCAAGGGUAGUGAUAAAUGGUCUGGAUGUGCCAAUGUAAAAACACUGGAAGCUGUAAUCAGUAAUUUGAACCCUGGAGAAGAGUACACUUUCAAAGUAAUUGCUAUCAAUGAAAAAGGAAAGAGUGACCCAAGAACACUUGCUGUCCCUGUGCAAGCAAAGGACCUUGUCUUUGGGCCUGAUGUACGACCUGUGUUUAGCAACUACAGUGUUCUUGUUGGAAAGGACCUUCAAGUUGAAAUCCCAGUUUCUGGUCGUCCAAAGCCAAAGGUCACAUGGACAAAGGAUGGUGCAGCCCUCAAAUUCACAACAAGGGUUAAUAUUUCUAAUACAGCACACAGCACUGUUCUUAGCAUCAAAGAAGCAGCCAGAGAAGAUGGUGGAAUGUAUGGAAUAAACGUGUCCAAUGCUGUUGGACAAAAGGAUGCAACCAUUGAAAUCAUCACUCUUGAUAAACCUGGCCCACCAACUGGCCCUGUGCGAUUUGAUGAGAUAACUGUUUCAAGCAUUACGUUGUCAUGGGAUGCUCCAAAGUAUACUGGUGGUUGCCCAAUUUCAAAUUAUAUUGUGCAAAAGAGAGAUACAACUUCUACAACAUGGGAGAAUGUUGCAAUUUCAUUAGCAAGAACAACAUUUAAAGUACUACGACUGAAGACCGGUGCUGAAUAUCAAUUCAGAAUCAUUGCUCAGAACAGGUAUGGCAAGAGCUAUGCUCUGGACUCUUUGACUGUUGUUGCUCAGUAUCCAUAUAGAGAACCAGGACCACCAGGAACUCCAUUUGUAUCAUGCCUAUCAAAGGACCAUAUGGUUGUUGAGUGGAAUGAGCCCGUUUCAGAUGGAGGCAGCAGCAUUAUUGGAUAUCAUCUUGAAAGGAAGGAGAGAAACAGCAUUUUUUGGACAAAGAUAAAUAAGACACUGAUUCAAGAAACAAAGUUCAAAACCAGUCCUUUAGAGGAAGGUGUUGAAUAUGAGUUCAGAGUAUAUGCUGAAAAUAUCGUUGGCAUUGGCAGAUGCAGCAAAAUCUCAGAGGGCUUUGUUGCUCGUGAUCCAUGUGAUCCUCCUGGAACCCCAGAAGCUGUCCAUGUGACUAAAAAUUCAAUAAGUAUCCAAUGGACAAAACCAGAGUAUGAUGGUGGAAGUGUUAUCACUGGUUAUACUGUUGAGAAACGUGAUCUUCCUGAAGGACGCUGGAUGAAAGCAAGUUUCACAAAUGUUAUUGAAACCAAUUUUACUGUCACUGGGCUGACAGAAGGUGCCAAGUACGACUUCAGGGUAAUUGCAAAGAAUGCAGUUGGCACUAUCAGCAAACCAUCAUACAACAGUGGACCUAUUGCUGCAUUGGAUGAGGUAGAGCCACCAAAGUUCUCAAUUGACCCAGAAUACACUCAGACUCUAAUUGUGAAUGCAGGUGAUACAUUCAAACUUGAUGCUGAUGUCCAUGGUAAGCCACUUCCUGCAAUCCAGUGGUUUAAGAAUGACAAGGAGCUUGAAAACACAAUUAGAUGUGACAUCAAGAACACUGACAACAGAGCAUUGAUAAUAGUAAAAGAUGCAGUCAGACAAGAUGGUGGAAACUACACUCUUCAGCUCACUAAUGUUGCUGGAUCUCAGACCGUUCAAUUCCAUGUGAAAGUACUUGAUAAACCAGGUCCACCAGAAGGGCCUCUUCAUGUCACAGGCGUGUCCAGUGAUAAAUGCACACUGAUAUGGCGUGCUCCACUAGAUGAUGGAGGAAACACUAUCACUCAUUAUAUUAUUGAGAGACGUGAGACAAGUCGACUUGCUUGGACUGUGGUCUGUAAUGAUUGCAAAACUACAACAUACAAAGUGACAAAGCUCCUGGAAGGUAAUGAAUAUAUAUUCCGUGUCAUGGCUGCGAACAGUUAUGGUAUUGGUGAGCCAUUUGAAGCACCAUCUGUAAUAAUGAAAGAUCCAUUUAGUCACCCCGGAUCACCACAAAUUAUUGAGGUAACAAAUAUUGCAAAGGACUCUAUGACUAUUUGCUGGAGUACUCCAGAUACUGAUGGUGGAAGUGAAAUUAUUGGAUACAUUAUUGAGAAGAGAGACAGAUCUGGAAUUAGAUGGACAAGAUGCAACAGACAAAAAGUAACUGAUGUAUGCUUCAGAGUGCAUGGCCUAAUUGAGGAUCAUGAGUAUGAAUUCAGAGUGUCAGCUGAAAAUGCAGCUGGAAUUGGAGAACCAAGCUUGCCAACUUCAUACUACAAGGCUUGUGAUCCCAAAUACAAACCUGGCCCACCCAUGCAUGCACAUGUUGUUGAUACCACCAAGACUUCAAUUACAGUGGCAUGGGGAAAACCCCUUAAUGAUGGAGGAUGUGCAAUUCAAGGAUAUAUUGUAGAGAUCUGCAAAGCUGAAGAGGAAGAAUGGACUAUGUGCACUCCCCCUACUGGCUUACGUGUCAACAAAUUUGAAAUCGCUAAGCUAACAGAACAAAAAGAAUAUAAAAUUCAAAUAUGUGCCAUCAAUAAAUUAGGUGUUGGAGAACCUGCAGUCAUUCCAGGAACUGCCAAGCCUGAGGAAAAGCUGGAGACCCCUGAAAUUCACCUCGAUUCAGAGCUAAGGAAAGGCAUUGUUGUUCGUGCUGGGGGAUCAGUAAGAAUCAAUGUACCAUUCAAAGGUAGACCAAUACCAGAUAUCAAAUGGACUAAAGAUGAAGGUGAACUGUCAGAAAAGACAGUGCUUGAAAAGAGUCUUAACUUCACCCAGCUUUCAAUUGACUCCUGUGAUAGAAGGGAUUCUGGAAAAUACACAGUUACUCUACAGAACAGCAGUGGCUCUGUCUCUGAAUUUGUGGCUGUUAAAGUGUUAGAUACACCUGGAGCACCACUAAACCUUGUAGUUAAGGAUAUCAAGAAGGACUCUGUUACACUUGUUUGGGAACCACCACUUAUUGAUGGAGGUGCAAAGAUCAAGAAUUAUAUUGUUGACAAGCGUGAAUCCACAAGAAAAGCCUAUGCAAAUAUAACAACCAAGUGCAGCAAAACAACUUAUAAGGUAGAAAAUCUUGCAGAGGGGGCCAUGUAUUAUUUCAGAGUAAUGGCUGAAAAUGAAUAUGGCGUUGGUUUGCCGGUUGAAACAAAAACUGCUUCAAAGGCAUCUGAAGUACCUCAGCCAGUUGGAAAGGUGAUGCUGACAGAUGUGACAAAAGUCAGUGCAUCUCUGACCUGGGAAAAGCCAGAGCAUGACGGAGGUAGUAGGAUUGCGGGCUACUUAAUUGAAAUGCAGCCAAAAGGUACUGACAAAUGGGGUGUAACAGCAAAUGUAAAAACGUGUGAAGGAACAGUCACUGGACUGAAUGGCGGUCAGGAAUAUUUGUUCCGUGUUUUGGCAUACAACGAGAAAGGCAAAAGCGAGCCAAAGCCCCUUGCUGCUCCAGUUAUUGCCAAUGACCUCACAAUUGAACCACACCUAAAGUUGCAGUUCAACACAUAUAGUGUCAAAUCUGGAAAGGAUUUCAAACUUGAAAUACCUAUUUUUGGACGUCCAAAACCAAAGAUCACUUGGUCAAAGGAUGGACAGUCACUUAAAGUAACAUCCAGAGUUACUACUUCUAAUACACCAACAUCCACAAUCCUGCAAAUUACUGAAGCCUGUAAAGAUGACCUUGGAAAGUAUACAGUUACUGCAACAAACAGUGUUUGUGCAGUUAAAGAAGAUAUCAGUAUCAUAAUCCUGGAUAAACCUGGUCAACCCACAGGACCAAUAAAAGUGAAUGAAGUGAGCAACAAUUCUGUUUCCAUCUCAUGGGAACCUCCGGAGUAUACAGGAGGCUGCCAAGUAAAGCAUUACAUUGUUGAAAAGCGAGACACCACUGAAACUUCUUGGCAAGUUGUUGCUGGAUCAGUUGCCAGGACAUCUCUCAAAAUUACCAAGCUGAAAACAGGUGCUGAGUAUCAGUUUAGAGUCGUUGCUGAGAACAGAUAUGGUAAGGGUGCUCCUUUGGAUUCAAAGACCAUUGUUGUGCAAUAUCCUUACAAACCACCUGGGCCACCUGGUACUCCAUAUGUGAAAUCUGCCACCAAGGAUCAAAUGAUAAUUGAGUGGAAUGAACCAGUCAGUGAUGGUGGCAGUUCAGUGAUUGGAUACCAUCUUGAGAGCAAAGAAAGAACAAGUAUUAUAUGGACAAAACUAAACAAAACCCUUAUUACUGAUACUGUUUUCAAAAUAUGCAAUCUUGAAGAAGGCAUUGGAUAUGAAUUUAGGGUAUAUGCUGAAAACAUUGUUGGUAUUGGCAGAGCAAGCAAAGUUUCAGAGAGCUUUGUUGCCCGUGACCCAUGUGAUCCACCCGGAACGCCUGAGGCUGUUGGAAUAUCAAAGGACCACAUUAAGAUUCAGUGGACAAAGCCUCAAUAUGAUGGUGGCAGCAAAGUGACUGGAUAUAUUGUUGAGAGAAGAGAUUUGCCUGAGGGCAGAUGGAUGAGGGCAAAUUUUACCAAUGUAAUUGAGAAAGAAUUUACAAUCACAGGCUUAACAGUAAACAAUCAAUAUGAAUUUAGAGUAAUUGCAAGAAAUGCAGUGGGUGUCUUCAGUGAGCCUUCAGACAGCACUGGACCAAUUACUGCUACAUAUGAAAUUGAACCUCCUAGUGUUUCAAUGGAUCCUAAGUAUAAGGAUGUAAUUGUUGUCAAUGCUGGAGCCAACAUAGUUUUGGAUGCAGAUAUACAUGGUAAACCCACACCUGAUAUUCAGUGGCUAAAAGAAGGAAAGGAAAUGGAUAAGACAUUGCGUAUUGAAUUAAGAAGUACACAAAAAUAUGCUUCUAUUACAAUAAAAGAUUGUACAAGAUUGGAUGGUGGACACUAUGACCUUGUAUUAAGCAACAGUGGUGGAACAAAAACAACUCCAAUAACAGUAAAAGUUCUUGACAGGCCAGGUCCACCAACCGGACCACUACGAGUGACUGGCGUCAUGUCUGACAAAUGUCAUCUGUCCUGGUCUGAGCCCUCUCAGAAUGGUGGAGCUAGUAUUUCUCAUUACAUCCUUGAGAAAAGGGAAACUAGCAGACUAUCAUGGACUGUUGUUGAUUCUAACAUUCCUACUGUAAAUUAUAAAGUGACCAAGCUCUUGCCAGGUGAUGAGUAUAUCUUUAGAGUUAUGGCUGUCAACAAAUAUGGCAUUGGUGAACCUCUGGAGUCUGAGGCAAUUAUUGCACGCAAUCCAUACAAGCCACCAAGUGCGCCAUCAACACCAGAAGCAAGUGAGAUAACAAAGGAUUCAAUAACUCUAUCAUGGAAUGCCCCAGAGAGCAAUGGUGGAGCAGAAAUUACGGGUUAUAACUUAGAGAAGCGUGACAAAGAUGGUGUGAGGUGGACAAAAUGCAACCGACAGAAGCUGACCAAUCUGCAUUUCAAAGUAACUGGUCUGUCAGAGGGACAUUUCUAUGAGUUCCGUGUGUCUGCUGAAAAUGAAUCUGGUGUGGGAGAAUUUAGUGACCUAUCUCUAUUUUAUAGAGCAAUAAAUGCCACAACUCCCCCAGGUCCACCUCAUCAUCCUAAAGUGACAGAUCACACAAGUUCAUCUGUCUCUCUGUCUUGGGGAAAACCUGCUACAGAUGGUGGUGCAUAUAUUAAAGGUUAUAUUGUUGAGAUGAAAGAUGUUUCUUCAGAGGAAUGGAUCAUAUGCACACCUCCAGCUGGUAUUCAAGCAACACGCCUCACAGUUGAAAACCUGAAGGAAAAUGUUGAAUAUAAUUUCCGUGUCUGUGCAAUUAAUUCUGAAGGAGUUGGUGAACCUGCUGAUGUUCAUGGAUCUGUGACUGCAUCUGAAAAGAUUGAAGCACCUGAAAUUGAACUUGAUGCUGACCUCAGGAAAGUUGUCUCUGUUCGUGCAGGAGGAUCCCUUCGUCUUUUCAUUACAAUUAGAGGUCGACCUGAGCCAUCCAUCAAAUGGGAAAAGGAGGAUGGGAAUCUAACUGAGCGUGCUCAGAUUGAGUCAACCAGUUCAUACACCAUGCUUGUAAUUGACAAUGUCAAUAGAUUUGACAGUGGAAAAUAUGUCUUGACUCUUGAGAACAAGAGUGGCACAAAAUCUGCAUUUGUUAAUGUCAGGGUGCUUGAUACACCAAGUUCUCCACAGAAGUUUGAAGUGAAAGAUGUAAAGAAAGAUUCAGUGACUCUCUGCUGGUACCCACCACUUACAGAUGGUGGGGCUAAAAUAACCAAUUAUGUUGUUGAGAAGCGAGAAUCUACAAGGAAAGCUUAUACAACUGUCACAAGCAACUGCACACAGAUGUCCUUUAAAGUGGAUGAACUGCAGGAAGGAGGCAUUUUCUACUUCCGUGUAUGUGCUGUUAAUGAGUAUGGCUUUGGUGUGAUGGCAGAAACAAAGAAUCCUAUUAAGGUUGCACAGGUACCUAUGCCUCCAGGAAAAGUAACUCUUGUGGAUGUCACAAAGAAUAGUGUUACACUUACUUGGGUUAAGCCUGUCCACGAUGGAGGCAGUAAAAUCAUCUGCUACAAUGUAGAGAUGCAACCCAAGAGUAGUGACAAAUGGGGUGUAAGCUGCACAGUUAAGGUUCCAGAGGCUACUGUGAGCAACCUCACGCCUGGUGAAACAUACUCAUUCAGGGUUAUAGCAUUGAAUGAGAAGGGCAAGAGUGAGCCUCAAGAACUUGGUGUACCUGUUGUAGCUAAAGAUAUUGAGAUUGAACCCUCUGUUCACCUGCUGUUCAAUACAUACAGUGUUAAGGCUGGAGAUGAUCUUACUGUGGAAGUUCCUGUGAGAGGCAGGCCUAAGCCAGUUGUCUCUUGGAAGAAGGAUGGCCUUCCUUUGAGGCAAACAACCUCUCUUUCAAUUGUCAACACGAUGGUGUCAAGCAAAAUCGUCAUCAAAGAAGCUGCUAUUGAGCAUGUUGGUAAAUAUGAAAUCAGCCUUGCUAAUACAGCAGGCACCAAGUCCACAGACAUUGGUGUUGUUGUUCUUGAUAAACCUGGGCCACCAGCUUCAGUGAAGGUUGAUGCUGUGACUUCUGACAGUAUUACAUUGUCAUGGGCCCCUCCAGAAUAUGAUGGUGGAUGCUCCAUCAACAAUUACAUUGUUGAGAAGAGAGAUACUAACACAACAGAGUGGCAGAUUGUUUCAACAAAUGUUGCCAGAACCUCAGUCAAAGUACCUCGAUUGACACAGGGUUCUGAGUACCAGUUCCGCAUCUAUGCAGUGAAUCGCUAUGGAAAGGGUAAGCCAAUUGACUCUCCAGGAAUUACUGCAGAGUACACAUUCAAACAGCCUGGGCCACCUUCUACACCCCGUGUAGCUCAUGCCACCAAGGUCUUCAUGCUUGUCACAUGGAAUGAGCCAGUUAAUGAUGGUGGUAGCACAGUUCUUGGCUAUCAUUUAGAACGCAAGGAGAGAAGCAGUAUUCUUUGGACAAAGGUGAACAGGACAAUUAUCAAGGAUACUGAAUUCAAAGUAACUGGCAUUGAGGAAGGCAUGACGUAUGAAUUCCGUAUCUAUGCUGAAAAUAUUGCUGGAAUUGGGAAAGCAAGCAAAGCCAGUGAGCCCAUAGCUGCACGAGAUCCUUGUGAUCCUCCUAGUCAGCCUGUAGUAACUAGCAUUACCAAAUCCUCUGUAUCUCUUUUUUGGACCAAGCCUGAGUAUGAUGGUGGAGCCAAAGUUACUGGCUACAUAAUUGAACGUAGAGAUCUCCCAGAGGGUCGCUGGAUAAGAUGCAAUUUUACUAAUGUUAUAGAGACUUGUUUUGAUGUUACUGGCCUAACAUUGGAUGAGAAGUAUGAUUUCCAUGUCAUCGCAAAGAAUGCUGCUGGACUAUUCAGUGAGCCAUCUGAUAACACUGGUCCUAUUACAGUUAAAGAUAAUGUAGAUCCACCACGUAUUAUGAUGGAUGUCAAGUUCAAGGAUGUUGUGGUAGUAAAAGCUGGGGAUACCCUGAAGAUUAAUGCUGACAUUGCAGGGCGCCCACUUCCAAUUGCAUCUUGGUUAAAGGAUGGGCGUGAAAUUGAACAGAAGGCAAGAAUUCAGAUAACUGGAACAGAUACUAGUACUAUGAUAGUAGUUAAAGACUGCAAAAGAAGUGAUUCUGGACAGUACGCUUUGACUUUACAGAAUGUUGCAGGAAGUGUCACGACACCAGUAAACUGUGUUAUUCUGGAUAAACCAGGACCUUCAGCAGGACCACUAUCAGUAACAGGCCUCACAGCAGAGGAAUGCACAUUGUCAUGGGGACCACCACAAGAAAUUGGUGGCUCUGAAAUAACACAUUAUGUUGUUCAGAAACGAGAGACCAGUCGAUUGGCAUGGACACUUGUACAUGGAGAGGUGAAAACCACAACAUUCAAGGUCACUAAGCUCCUAAAAGGAAAUGAGUACAUAUUCAGAGUAUUAGCUGUCAACAAGUUUGGACUUGGUGAAGCCCUUGAAAGUGAAAUGGUCAAGGUCACUGAACCAUACACUAUCCCUGCAGCUCCAACAAAUGUUGAAAUUACAAGCGUGACCAGUGAGGAAAUGAGGCUAACAUGGGCAAAGCCUGCAUCUGAUGGAGGCAGUGAGAUCCUUGGAUAUGUAAUUGAAAGGCGAGAGAAAUCUGGUCUUCACUGGGUCCGUGUGAACAGGGACAUUGUGAAAGACCUAACAGCUGUGAUAUCAAAAGUAAGAAGAGGAUGUGAGUAUGAGUUUAGAGUUUAUGCUGAAAAUGCAGCAGGCUUGAGUCUAGCCAGUGACCCAUCUCCUUCAGCAAGGGCAGAGGAUGAACUUUUGGUACCAUCCCCACCAACUAAACCUAAGAUUCUGGAUCAUACCAAGAAUUCAAUUACUAUUGCCUGGAAAAAGCCAUUAUCUGAUGGUGGUGCACAGAUCCUUGGAUACAGUGUAGAAUAUAAGAAAUCUGAGAAUGAGGAAUGGAUUGUGGCUAUUCAGAUGACAAAAAGCAAUGAAUUCACAGUUUCUGGUCUUACAACUGAUGUGGAGUAUGUAUUUACUGUUAAAGCAAUUAACAAAGUUGGUGUCAGUGAACAGUCACCUGUCUCUGAGCCACAGUCAGCAACGGAGAGAAAGGAGGAACCUGUAUUUGACGUUGACAUUGAGAUGCGAAAAACUUUAAUUGUCAAGCAUGGUAAUUCAUUUACUUUGACGGCUCUGUUUAAAGGAAAGCCAGUACCUUCAGUUACAUGGAAUAAAGAGGAGGUUGAUCUCAAAGCAAGGGCGAGCAUAGAAACAACAGAAACAUGCACAUCUAUUACUAUUGAGAAAGCAACAAGAAAUGACUCUGGACAAUACAUUGUUACUUUGGACAAUGGUGUUGGAACAGCAUCUUUGCCAAUGGUGGUCAAAGUCCUUGAUACCCCUGGACCACCAACUAAUGUGAAAAUUACAGAAGUCACAGAAGAUUCUGCAACAGUUACUUGGGAGCCUCCAGAGAAUGAUGGAGGAGAUGCUGUUAAGGCUUAUCAUGUUGAGAAACGUGAAGCAAGCAAAAAGGCCUGGGUAUGCGUAACAAGCAACUGCCACAGUCUGACAUACAAGGUUGAAGACUUGCAAGAAGGUGCAAUUUACUAUUUUAGAGUCGCUGGAGAAAAUGAGUUUGGAUCAGGUGUACCUGUUGAAACUAAAGAUGGAACCAAGAUUACAGAAAAACCAAGUCCACCUGCUAGACUUGGUGUUACUGCGGUAACAAAAAAUAGCAUCACCAUUGCAUGGUCAAAACCAGAGUAUGAUGGUGGAAGCCGAAUUACCAGCUACCUCAUUGAUGCCCUUGAAAAGGGCCAACAGAAGUGGGUUAAAUGUGCCACUGUUAAAGCCAACACCCACAUAAUUAAGGGCCUAAGGGAAAAUGCAGAAUACUUUUUCAGAGUUCGUGCUGAGAAUCACGCUGGACUUAGUGAACCAAAAGAAAUGAUUAUCCCUGUGGUUGUGAAAGAUCAACUGGAUGCCCCUGAGUUUGAUAUGAAAAAUUUCCCACACAACACUCUUUAUGUGAGAGCAGGAUCAAAUCUUAAAUUUGAGCUUCCUCUCUCUGGUAAACCAAUGCCAAAAGUCACGAUGUCAAGAGGGAAUGCUCCAGUUAAGUGCGGCAAGAGAUUCAGCUUUGAAGUAACCCCUGAAAGUCUUAAUAUCAACCUCAAGGAAAGUAUUGCAAGUGAUGCUGGAAGAUAUGACAUUGUUGCCUCAAACACAAGUGGAACCACCAAGAUGUUUGUAAACAUACUGGUCCUGGAUAGACCAGGUCCUCCCGUUGGACCUAUUGAAGUUAGUGAUGUGGAAGAGACAAGCUUGUGUCUCAAAUGGCUCCCACCUGUGUAUGAUGGUGGCAGUCCUGUUACAAACUAUGUUGUUCUUAAACGUGAAACAAGUACUCCAGCCUGGACAGAAGUGUCAUCCACAAUUGCAAGAAGCUCAAUUAAAGUCACCAAACUUACAAAGGGAGAAGGAUACCAGUUCAGGGUUAAAGCUGAGAAUCGCUUUGGCAUCAGUGAUCACGUUGAUUCUCAUUCAGUUACAGUGAAGCUUCCAUACACUAUCCCUGGACCACCAUCAACACCAUGGCUUGGUUAUGUGUCAAGGGAGAGCCUCACUGUUUGUUGGAAUGAGCCAGUAUUAGAUGGAGGAAGCCCAGUGGUUGGAUACCAUGUCCAAAUGAAAGAAAGAAGCAGCAUUCUUUGGCAGACGGGGAACAAAACAGCAAUCCCUGCAACUCAAAUUAGAGUGACAAAUAUAUGUCCUGGAAUGAUUUACGAAUUCAAGGUAGCUGCAGAAAAUGCAGCUGGUAUUGGAAAGUUCAGCAAGACAUCAGAAGAAGUGCUAGCAAUUGAUGCCUGCGAACCACCGGCAAAUGUGAGAAUUUCUGAGGUUACAAAAAAUUCAAUUAGCCUUGUAUGGCAGAAGCCUCCAUUUGAUGGUGGAAGCAAAAUCACUGGCUACAUGGUUGAGCGAAGAGAUGCUCCAAAUGGCAGAUGGACAAAGGCAAACUUUACCAAUGUCAUUGAUACUAACUUCACUGUGUCAGGCUUGACUCAGGAUCAGGCAUAUGAAUUAAGGAUUUUUGCCAAGAAUGCAGUUGGCUCGAUCAGCAACCCAUCUCUAAUUGCAGGACCAGUAACUUGUGUUGACAUUUCUGGUGCUCCAGUAAUUGACCUGCCCCCAGAGUAUUUGGAUGUUGUGCAAUACAAAGCUGGUACAUCAUUCAAAAUCAAAGUGGGAAUAUUUGCCAAACCCUUGCCAACUAUUGAAUGGCUUAAAGAUGAAAAGGAGUUAGUGUCAAGUGCACAGCUGUCAAUUGAGAACACAACUGACUCAUCUUCCAUCCUCAUUAAGGAUGCUACUCGUCUUAAUACUGGAACCUAUGAGCUCAAAAUUAAAAAUGUGUUUGGCACAGCAUCUGCUUGUAUCAGAAUACAGAUUUUAGACAAACCUGGACCUCCAGCUGGACACAUUGAAUUCAAAUCAGUCACUGCUGACAAGAUAACAAUUGCAUGGGAACCAGUGGCUGAUGAAGGAGGUGCCAAAGUAACUCAUUACAUUGUAGAAAAACGAGAGACAAGUAGAGUAGUGUGGUCCACAGUUUCUGAAGCAAUGGAAGCACAUACUGUCACAGUCCAAAAGUUGGCCAGAGGAAAUGAAUACAUAUUCCGUGUCAGAGGUGUUAACAAAUUUGGAGCUGGAGAUGCUCUGGAGUCUGAGCCUGUAAUUGCCAAAAAUUCAUUCGUUUCUCCUGGACAACCUUCUACACCUGAAGCAACAGAUAUCACCAGAACAUCAAUGCAAAUUGUUUGGGAUAAACCUAGUGUGGAUGGUGGUAGCAUGGUUACAGGAUACUAUCUGGAGAGACGUAACAAGAAGAGCCUGCGCUGGGUAAAAGUAUACAAGGACCCCAUUAGUGACACCAAAGCAAAGGUCCAUCAUCUCACAGAAGGAAAUGAAUAUCAGUAUCGUGUAUGUGCAAUCAAUAAAGCUGGGGAAGGUCCAUACUCAGAUGUUUCUGACUUCUACAAAGCUGCUGAUCCAGUUGACCCACCAUGUGAACCAACUAAGCUCAAGGUAGUGGACUCGACUAAAACAUCAAUUACACUUGGAUGGUCAAAGCCAGAGUAUGAUGGAGGCAGUGAAAUCACCAGCUAUGUUGUAGAAAAAAGAGUUGGUGAGGAUGGGGAGUGGACAGUGAUUAGCCAUAAGGGAGAAGUGAGAACCACAGAGUAUGUUGCCUCAGAUCUUAAACCAGAUAUUGACUACUACUUCCGUGUAUCUGCUGUUAACUGUGCUGGACGUGGAGACCCAAUAGAAAUGGAAGAGGCAGUACAAGCCAAAGACAUUCUUGAGGAAGCCCAUGUUGAUACGGAUGUUGCAAUGAGAACUCACUACAUUGUGAAAGCUGGUAAAGAUGUUGAAAUCAUGGUGCCCCUGAAAGGCAGACCUGCUCCAAGUAUCUCUUGGAAGAAGGAAGACCAGAACAUUGACAAUGAUCCUAAAUAUGACAUUCACAACACAGACACGUCAUCGUGUCUCAUAAUUACACAAGUAACUCGAAACGACACUGGUAAAUACACCAUUAAUAUAUCAAAUGGUGUAGGAGAACCAAAGUCCUUAACUGUGUCUGUUAAAGUACAGGACACUCCAGCUGCUUGUAAGAAUUUGAUCUUAAAAGACGUCACUCGUGGGAAAGUUACACUUUGCUGGGAGUCUCCUCUAUUGGAUGGUGGUGCUGAAAUUACCAAUUUUGUUGUUGAGAAAAGAGACUCUUCAAAGCGUACAUAUGCCUGUGUAACAAAUAAGUGCAAAGAAACCACAUGCGUAAUUGAAGAACUCUCUGAGAAAGCAUCAUUCUUCUUCCGUGUAUUAGCAGAAAAUGAGAAUGGAGUUGGAGAUCCAUGUGAAACAGCAGAGCCAGUUAAAGCCACAGAGACACCAGGACCAGUCAAAGACCUUUCUAUGAAAGAUUCCACAAAUACUUCAGUAACACUACAAUGGAACAAACCAGAUUAUGAUGGUGGUAGCAUUAUUACAGACUACAUAAUUGAAAAGAAACUCCAAGGUCAAGAAGAAUGGGCCCCUGCUGGCACAAACAAGCACUGUGAACAUGAAGUUACAAAGCUUAAGGAACUCACUGAAAUGUUUUUCAGAGUUUGUUCUAAGAAUGAAAAGGGUACUAGUGACUUUGUUGAAAUCGGAUCAAUUAAAGUAAAGGACUACAUUAUCCCACCAGAAGCAAACCUUAAAGAGUAUCCUGAUGGACAAAUCAGUGUACGUCUGGGACACAAUGCCCACAUUGAAUUGCCAUACAAGGGUAAACCAAGACCAGCCAUUCUUUGGUUAAAGGACAAUUUACCACUGAAGGAGAGUGAAAAAAUCCGCUUCAAGAAGACUGAAAACAAAGCCACUCUAGUGAUAAAAAAUGUGGAGAAAGAGAAUGGAGGCAAAUACACACUUACUCUUGACAACACAUUCUUCAGAAAAUCAUUUCAUAUACAGGUUAUUACCCUUGGACCACCCGCUAAACCUGUUGGACCCAUCCGCUUGGAUGAGGUCAGAGCAGAAAGUAUAGCUAUAUCUUGGGAUGAGCCAAAUGAUAAUGGGGGUGGAGAAAUCACUUGUUACACUGUUGAGAAACGUGACACCUCUCAGACAGACUGGAAAAUGGCUUGUUCAAAUGUGAUUGGAACAUCAUUUAAGGUACCCAAUCUGAUCAAGGGAAUUCAAUAUCAGUUCAGAGUCUGUGCAGAAAAUAGAUAUGGUGCAAGUGAACCUUUAGUUUCACAAAAUGUCAUUGCCAAGCAUGAGUUCAGACCACCUGGCCCACCAGGCAUGCCAUUGGUUUACAAUGUUACAAAUGAUGGCAUGACUAUUCAGUGGGAUGCACCUAUUUUUGAUGGAGGUUGUCCAAUCCUUGGGUUUCAUGUUGAAAAGAAGGAGAAGAACAGCAUAAUGUGGCAAAAGGUCAACCUAGUCUUGGUGAAAGAAAGGGAGUACAGGAUUCUUGGUCUCAUUGAAGGCUUGGAAUAUCAGUUCAGAGUCUACGCCCAGAAUGAUGCUGGAUACAGUCGCAUGAGUGAUACAUGCAAACCUGUAAUGGCUGUUUCUCCAGUUGAUCCUCCUGGUACCCCUGACUAUGUUGAUGUAACAAGUGAAUCAGUUAAACUGAAAUGGGAAGCACCCAAGCGUGAUGGUGGAAGCAAAAUUGUUGCCUAUAAUGUGGAGAAACGACAGGGCAAAGGACGGUGGUUAAAGAGCAAUUUUUCAAAUGUGACUGACACAGAAUUUACAGUGACUGGUCUUGCUUGCGGUGAACGCUAUGAAUUUAGAGUCAUAGCAAGAAAUGCUAUCGGUACAGUGAGCCCACCCUCUCAGUCUUCUGGAUAUGUCUUAGUCAGAGAUGAGAGCUUUGCUCCAAACAUUGAGUUUGGACAGGAAUACUUUGAGGGAGUGUCUAUUAAAGCUGGAGAAAACAUCAGGCUAAAAGUAACAAUCAUUGGAAGACCAACACCAAAAGUUACUUGGUACAGAGAUAAUAUUGAAUUAACCAAGAAAAUGGUUGAUAUCACAACAAUUUCUGGAUCAAGUACCCUCUUUAUCAGAGAUGCUGACCGUAGUCACCGUGGUCUUUAUACUGUGGAAGCCAUAAAUCCCUCAGGAGCUAAAAAGGAAUCAGUGAAAGUUGAAGUCUUUGAUACACCUGGUGAACCUGUUGGACCAAUCACAUUCUCAGAUAUCUCUGAGGGCAAAGUAACACUUUCAUGGAAUCCACCUGAGAAUGAUGGCUGUUCUGAGGUCACUCAUUACAUUGCUGAGAAGCGUGAAACCUCUAAAAUUUCAUGGGCACUUGUUACGGAUGAGUGCUUGGCAUGCACGUACAUUGCCACCAAACUGAUCAAGACAAAUGAGUAUCAGUUCCGUGUUUCUGCAGUCAAUAGGUUUGGUGUUAGCAGACCACUGGAUUCAGCUCCCGUGAUUGCACAGAUGCAAUACACUGUUCCAGAUUCUCCUGGAACUCCAGAUGCAACAGAUGUUGACGGAGAGAGUAUCACAAUCAGCUGGGCUCCACCAACACAUGAUGGUGGAAACCCAAUAAAAUAUUACAUUGUGGAAAGACGUGAAAAGAAAACUGGUCGCUGGCUGAAAGUCAUAACAAGGAAACCCAUUGUUGAGGCUGCACACAGAGUGACUCAUCUCACUGAGUAUGUGGAAUAUGAAUUCCGUGUGUAUGCUGUAAAUGAUGCUGGAAUUGGAGCACCAAGCAACAUUUCAAUGCCUAUUAAAUGUGCAGAGCCAACUGAAAAACCUGAUGCCCCAUCUAUUGUCAAUGUUACUGACACUACCAAUACAUCUGUCAGCUUGGAAUGGACCAGACCUGCCUAUGAUGGUGGUAUGGAAAUCCAUGGCUACAUUAUUGAGAUGUGCAAGGGAUCUGAACAGGAAUGGCACAGAGUCAAUGAGGAUCUUUGUGCUGUCACAAAAUACAAUGUCACUGGUUUGGAAACUGGUGCAGAGUACAAGUUCCGUAUUUGUGCAGUCAAUUCUGUUGGAAAGGGUGAAGCCAAAGAAAUACCUGAGUCUGUACAGGCAGUAGGCAGGCUCUUGGCACCAGAAAUUGACAUAGAUGCAUCCUUCAAACAGACACAUAUUGUGAAAAGUGGUGGAAGUGUAUGUAUCCGUAUUGCCUUUAAGGGAAAGCCAACACCUACAGCUUCCUGGACAAAAGUAGAUGGAGAACUUGGUGUUAUGACAGACAUCACCACCACUGAGACAGUCACAGCCUUGACACUGGAAAACUGCACUAGAAAUGAUACUGGAAAAUAUACUCUCACUCUUGAGAACAGUAGUGGCAAUAAAUCUAUCACUAUUGCAGUCAAAGUGUUGGACACACCUGGUGUACCAGGGGCUCUCUCAAUCAAGGAAGUCACAAGAGGAGCUCUCACAAUUGCUUGGAAACCUCCUACCAAUGACGGUGGCGCACGUGUUCAUCAUUACAUUGUUGAGAAACGUGAGGCAAGACGUCGUACAUGGACAGAAGCAGCACCCAAGACCACUCAAACAAGCUUGAGAGUUUCUGAUCUCCUGGAAGGUGUACCUUAUUUCUUCAGAGUCGUGGCUGAGAAUCAGUAUGGUCUUGGUGAAGCAUAUGAAAUGCCUGAUCCAGUUAUUGCCACAGCUGAACCUGCUCCACCAAAGAGAAUUGAUAUCAUUGAUACAACUGACACAUCAGCAACCCUGGUCUGGCUUAAGCCAGAGCAUGAUGGAGGAAGCCGUAUCACAGGCUAUUGUGUGGAAUCCAAGGCAAAAGAUGCAGAUAAAUGGAUUGUUUGUGGUACAACGAAAUACCUAAGCCUCGUAAUUGAAGGACUUAUAGAGAACAGUGAGUAUGAAUUCCGUGUCAAGGCAAAGAAUGAUUCUGGGUUCAGUAUGCCAAGAGAAGCUUUCUCCUCAGUCAUCAUUAAAGAGCCACGAAUUGAACCUACUGCUGAUCUCAGUGGUAUCACCAACCAACUCAUUACUAGCAGGAUUGGCGAAUCUUUUGAGAUUGAUGUUCCAAUUAGUGGAAGACCAGCUCCAAAGGUAUCCUGGAAGCUUGAGGAAAUGAGGCUGAAAGAAACUGACAGGGUUUCAAUCAAAACUACCAAAAACAGGACCACUCUCACAGUUAAAGAUUGCAUGAGAGGUGAUGGAGGCAGAUAUUUCCUCACUCUUGAGAAUGUCACUGGGUCAAAGACUUUCACUGUCACUGUCAAUGUUAUUGGCAGACCAAGCCCCCCAGAGGGCCCAAUUGAGAUUUCCUCGAUUACAUCAGAGUCAUGCGUACUGUCAUGGAAUCUACCUGAGGAUGACGGUGGAACAGACAUCACUAACUACAUUGUUGAGAAGCGUGAAUCUGGCUCCACUGCUUGGCAGCUUAUUAACUCAAGUGUAAAGCACACUUCUUUCCAUAUUUCCCAUCUUACUAAAUACAUGCAGUAUACUUUCCGUAUCUGUGCUGAAAACCGUUUUGGUGUGAGCAAACCAACAGAGUCUGAGACGAUUGUUGCAGAGCAUCCAUUUGUUCCUCCAGGCUCUCCAACAAGACCAGAAGUGUUCACUGUAACCGCCAACAGCAUGAGCAUUCGUUGGGAGGAACCGUACCAUGAUGGUGGCAGCAAAGUCACUGGAUACUGGAUUGAAAAGAAGGAGCGUAACACAAUUCUCUGGGUGAGAGAAAACAAGAUUCCCUGCUUUGAAUGCUACUACAAGGUGGAAGGCCUUGUUGAGGGUCUUGAAUACCAGUUCAGAGUGUAUGCAAUGAAUAGCGCUGGCCUCAGCAAAGCAAGCGAAGCAUCAAAGAGAGCUGUGGCUCAAAAUCCAGUUGAUCCUACGGGAAAACCAGAGGUUACAAAUGUAUCAAGAUCAACAGUCUCAAUCAAAUGGUCUGUGCCCCUAAACGAUGGUGGAAGCCCAAUCACAGGCUACAUUGUUGAGCGCAAGCCAUAUACUGUCACUGGAGAUGGUCGCUGGCUUAAGUGUAACUACACUAAUGUUACUAACACAAAUUUCACUAUCACUGCACUGGGAGAAGGAGAGGAAUAUGAAUUCCGUGUAAUUGCCAAAAAUGCAAAUGGAGUGUUGAGCCUGCCAUCAGUUUCAACAGGACCAGUGACCUGCAAAGCAGAAUACAUUCCUCCUAAAGCAGAGCUGGACAGCAAACUCCUUGUGGACACAGUUAUAAUUAGAGCUGGAUCUGAUCUGGUGCUGGAUGCUGCUGUUGGUGGUAAGCCUGAGCCUAAAGUCAGCUGGUCCAAGGGUACAAAAGAGCUAGAGCUUUGUGAGAAAUAUGCUCUCCAGUACUCAAGUACACGUGCUCUGGCAAUCAUCAAGUUCUGUGACAGAGAUGACACUGGGAAGUAUGUUCUGACAGUUAGAAAUGCAAGUGGAACAAAAACUGCUGAGGUCAAUGUUAAAGUGCUUGAUACACCUGGUCCCUGUCAGGAGAUUAUAGUCAGCAAUGUCUCGGAGGAAAAAUGCACAGUGUCUUGGAAAGAGCCACCGGAGGAUGGUGGUGACCCCAUCACACAUUACAUUGUUGAAAGAAGGGAUACCAAUAGACUUAACUGGGUUAUCAUUGAGGCUGAAUGCAAAGCCCUAACAUGUGCAAUUAAAAGACUUUUCAAGAACAAUGAAUAUAUCUUCCGUGUGAGAGGUGUGAACAAGUAUGGAUCUGGUGUGGCAGUACAGUCUACCCCCAUCUUUGCCAGAAACUCAUUCACUGUCCCAUCACCCCCUGGAACACCAGAAAUCCUUGCAGUUGGAAAAGACUAUGCAACGAUUGAGUGGCUGAAGCCUGAGAGCGAUGGUGGCAGUGAAGUCACAAACUACUUGAUUGAGUUCCGUGAAAGAAAGAGUGUAAGAUGGAUCAAGGUUAACAGAGAUUCUAUUCUCAAGGAGACAUCCUUCAAAGUCACUGGUCUCCAUGAAAGCAACAUUUACCAGUUCCGCAUUACAGCCAUGAAUGCAGCUGGUGAUAGUGAACCUAGUGAAGUGUCAAUGUAUGCAGUAUGUAGAGUACCAACAGGCACUCCAGAUCCACCUUCAAUUCCAAGGGUUACAGACACACACAAAGAUAGUAUUAGCCUUGCCUGGACACGACCAGUUGAAGAUGGAGGUGCAGAUGUUAUUGGUUACGUUCUUGAGAUGCAAGAAGCUGGUGCAGAGGAAUGGACAAAAGUGCAUGAAAAGAAUCUUAGGGUGACAGAACACACAGUUGCAGGUCUUUCUGCUGGCAAAAAAUACUGUUUCAGAGUUGCAGCAGUCAAUGUAAAUGGAAUGGGUGAUUUCAGUGAUCCUUGUGCAGAGACUGAGCCUGUGGAAAGAACUGAAAUUCCUGACCUUGAGCUGUCUGAUGAACUGACAAAGACAAUUUGUCUGAGAGCAGGAAGUUCUCUGCGGCUCCAUGUUACUGUUACUGGUAGACCAAUCCCAACUGUAACCUGGACCAAACCCGGUGUGGACCUCCAAAAUCGUGGCUUUAUUGAAGUGACAAAUACUGCUACAACUCUCAUUAUUGACAAGGUGCACCGCUAUGAUGCUGGUAGAUAUACAAUUGAAGCUUCAAAUUCAGCUGGGAAGAAGGAUGCAAGCAUUCUUGUGAAAAUCUAUGAUACACCUGGUCCAACUGGUCCAAUUAAGAUAAAAGAGCUUACAAAAGAUUUUGCUCAUAUUACUUGGGAUGCUCCUGAGGUUGAUGGUGGAGCACCUGUCAAUAAUUACAUCAUUGAAAGACGAGAGGCAUCAAUGAGAGCAUACAAAACUGUCACAUCCAAAUGCAGCAAGACAUCAUACAAAAUAACUGGUCUGACAGAAGGAAUGCUGUAUUAUUUCAGAGUCUUACCAGAGAAUAUCUAUGGUAUUGGUGAACCUUGUGAGACAAGCGAUGUUGUGUUGGUGUGCGAAGUUCCACUUCCACCAGCCAAGCUUGAAGUUGUAGAUGUAACCAAAUCCAGUGUAUCACUUGCCUGGGAGAAACCUUUACAUGAUGGAGGCAGCAGAAUCACUGGCUACAUUGUUGAGGCUUGUAAAGCUGGUACUGACAAGUGGAUGAAGGUGGCAACUUUGAAACUUACAGACUUUGAGUUCACUAUCAUGUCACUUAAUGAGAAUGAGCAGUACUUCUUCAGGGUACGUGCUGUCAACAGCAGAGGAGCUGGUGAGCCAAAAGAAAUUGUUACAGCUGUGACAGUUCAAGAUCAAAGAGUCAUGCCAAAGGUUGAUCUAUCAGCUAUUCCACAGAAGACGAUAAGUGUUUUGGCAGGCAAACCCCUUGAGCUUGACUUACCAAUUAUAGGAAGACCACCACCAGUUUGUUCUUGGUUCUUCAAUGACAAUAGGUUAAAGAUUGUGGAGCGUGUGAAGAUAAAGUCAACUGGAAAAUUCUCUAAAUUAACUAUUCUUGACACUACCAUUGAUGACAGUGGAGUGUAUACUCUUGAGGUAAAAAACAUAACAGGAGUAACUACUGAAAACAUCAAAGUCAUAAUUCUUUCCAAACCUGAUGAGCCUCAAGGACCCAUCCGAUUUGAUGAAAUUGAUGCAACAUCAGUCACAAUAAGCUGGGAUCCACCUAUGAGAGAUGGUGGUGCACCAAUUAGCAACUAUGUUGUUGAACAACGUGAUGCUCAUCGUCCAGGAUGGGUACCUGUAUCGGAAUCAGUUACCAGACCAACAUUCAAAUUUGACAGGUUGACAGAGGGCGAUGAAUAUGUGUUCCGUGUCGCAGCAACCAAUCGCUAUGGCACUGGGGAUUACUUACAGUCAGAAAUCGUAAUGUGCAAGAGCUCCAAAUCCAUUCCCGGGCCGCCUGGAAGACCCAUUGUAUUUGAUGUAUCACGUGAUGGCAUGACUGUUGCAUGGGAGCAACCAGAUGAGGAUGGAGGCUUAGAGGUGUCUGGCUACAUUAUUGAACGCAAGGAGGUCAGAUCUGAUAGGUGGAUCCGUGCUAAUAAAAAUCCAGUGACAAUGACAAGAUACAGAUCCACUGGAUUAAUUGAUGGCCUGGAAUAUGAACACAGAGUGACAGCCAUCAAUGCUCGUGGUGUCAGCAAACCUAGCCUUCUUUCUAAACCAGCAGUAGCAACUGAUCCAGUUGAUCCACCAGGGUCACCUCAAAACCCACGAGUCACAGAUACCACAAAAUCGUCUGUGUCUUUGGCCUGGAGUCCUCCAGAUGAGGAGGGUGGUGCUAAGGUUACAGGCUAUCUAAUUGAGAUGCAAAAGGUUGGAUCAGUAACCUGGUUGAAAUGCAACGCUACACCUUCACUGAUCUGUGAAUAUACCUUGACACAAAUGCCACAAGGAGAAGAAUUUAAAUUCCGUGUUAUGGCUUGCAAUGCUGGUGGACCAGGUGAACCAGCUGAAGUACCAGGUGUUGUGACUAUAACAGAGAUGCUUGAUCCUCCAAGUUAUGAUCUUGAGGCAAAAUACAAAGAUGUCCUUGUAGUCAGAUCCGGAGGAGUAAUCAAACUUUCAGUACCCAUCAAAGGCAAACCUGCUCCUACCUGCAAAUGGACGAAGGAUGGAUCAGAGGUGACCAACCGUGCAAUGAUUGCUUCCAAUGAAGAUGUAUCAGAGCUGGUAAUCAAACAAGCUGAAAGGUCUGAUUCUGGCGUUUACUAUCUCCAUCUGGAAAACAAGUGUGGCAAAAAGAUGCUUCCUAUAAAGGUCAAGGUUAUUGGCCGCCCAUCUGUACCUGAAGGCCCUCUUAGAUUUGAUGAUAUACAAGCACAUUCUGUAAGAGUGAGCUGGAAACCACCAACAGAAGAUGGUGGUUCUGAAAUUGUUGGCUACAUUGUGGAGAGACGUGAAGUAACAAAAGCAGCUUGGUACACUGUUGACUCACGAGUGGUUGACACAUCCCUUGUGGUUAAGGGACUACAAGAAAAUGUUGAAUACCACUUCAAGGUGACAGCAGAGAACCAGUUUGGAAUAAGCAACUCCCUGAAAUCAGAGACAACUGUUGUACCAAAGACUCCCAUUUGUGUCCCAGAGGCUUCAGGCACUCCACCAGAAAUUAUGGAUGUUACUAAGAAUUCUGCUGCUUUGGCUUGGACUAAACCCAAAGAUGAUGGUGGAUCUCGCAUUACUGGUUACUUUAUUGAGUACAAAGAAGUGUCGUCUGAAAAGUGGAUUCGUCAUGAGACAAAGAUUACCUCAACAAUGUAUACUCUUAGUCAGCUCUCUACUGAUGCUGAGUAUCAGUUCCGUGUUAUUGCUAUGAAUGACAUUGGAGAGAGUGUACCAGGACCUGCAUCAGAUUCAGUAAUAUGCAAAGAUCCCUUUGAUAAACCAAGCCAGCCAGGAGAAAUUGACACUAUGACUGUUACCAAAGACUACAUUACAAUUAACUGGGAGGCUCCAGCAUGUGAUGGUGGAAAACCAGUUCUUGGCUACUGGAUUGAAUACCGAAAGUCUGGAGAGAGUGCUUGGAAGAAAUGCAAUAAGGAGCGCACAAAGGACAAACAAUACACACAGGGUGGUCUACAAGAGGCAACUGAAUAUGAAUUCAGAGUAUUUGCUGAAAAUGAAACCGGAAUUAGCAGACCACGCAGAACAGCAACUGGCAUCAAAACUAAACUGGGUGUUGGAACUAAACCAGCUCUCAGGAAAGAGAUGGAUGAAGUCACUGCUAAACUAGGACAAACUGCAACUCUCAAAUGUCAGAUUAUUGGAAGACCUGUUCCAGAAAUUAAAUGGUACAAGGGUGGAAAGGAAAUCAAAGAAGGUCGCAAAUAUGCAGCGACCUCUGAUGGCCGCAGUCAUACACUGACCAUUUCAACCGAUCAGCAGGAAGAUGAGGGUCUGUACACAUGCAAGGCUGUGAAUGAAGCCGGGGAGUGUGAGACCAGUGGAACUCUGGUCCUUGAAGCAGCACCACAGUUCCCAGUGCCACUGAAAGACAAAUUAUUUGCAACAUGUGGUAGCACAGUGCGCAUACAUGUUGUUUACAUUGGUCGACCUCAGCCUAAGAUCAUGUGGCUUUAUGGAGCCAAGGCUUUGGAGCCCUCUGAGAAUUUAAUAAUUGAAAAUACAGAGCAUUACACUCAUUUGAUUCUCAAAAAUGUACAGCGCAGAGUAAACGGAGGAAAAUACAGAAUCAGGAUCAACAACCAUUUCGGGGCUGCAGAUACUGUAACUCAUGUUGAAAUCUUAGAUAAACCUGCAAUGCUAGAAGGCCCUCUUGUUCUUGAUGCACUGUUGAAGAAUUCUGUGAUCAUUAGCUGGAAAGCACCCAAAGAUGAUGGAGGAUCUAUGAUCACAAAUUAUAUUGUGGAAAAGCGUGAAGACAAGGAAGGAGCAGAGUGGGAACUUGUAUCUUCAUCUAUCACAGGCACUUCAUGCAGAAUUCCUAACCUUGUUGAAAAUGAGGGAUACUUCUUCCGUGUUUCAGCACAAAAUCGUUAUGGCAAUAGUGAAUCACUGGAGACUCCUUAUGCUAUCCUCAUCAAGAGUCAGCUAGAGAGGCCAGGAGCUCCAUUAAAACCAGUUGCUUCUGCACUUACCAAAAACUCCUGUGUUGUGUCUUGGAAGCCACCUCUCAGUGAUGGUGGUUCUAAAAUUAAGAACUACUGUCUUGAAAAACGAGAUAAGAAGAAGGGUGAAUGGGUUGCAGUUACAACAGAUGAAAUCCACCAGACUGUUUAUUCUGUCAAGGGCCUGACAGAAGGUGUGGAGCAUGAAUUCCGGGUGAAAUGUGAAAACCUUGGUGGAGAAAGUGAGUACAGUGAAGUAUCUGACCCUGCCAUUCCAAAGACUGAUGUUGAAGUGCGUGCUCCUGCCUUCAAAGAAGACCUCAGAAACAUGAGUGUAAAAUUCAAGAGCAAUGCAACAUUUGUCUGCAAGAUAACAGGACAGCCCAAGCCUGUAAUAAAAUGGUUCAAGCGUGGUAAGGAAAUUCAAGCUGAUGGCACCAAAAUCAAGAUCCAAGAAUUCAAGGGAGGCUACCAUCAGCUUGUUAUUGCUGAUUGUGAUACAGAAGACUCAACUGUAUAUCAGAUCAGAGCAACAAACCAGGGUGGAUCCAUUUCUGCUACUGUUUCUCUAGAUGUAGAAAUCCCUGCUAAGAUUCAUCUACCUAAGAAUCUGCAAGGAAAGGAGGCUAUCCCUGCCCUUCGUGGUGAAGUGGUGAACAUCAAAAUUCCAUUCAGUGGAAAACCAGAUCCAGUUAUCACUUGGCAGAAGGGACAAGACCUUCUUGAUAAUGAUGGACACUAUCAAGUCAUUGUCACACGAUCCUUCACAUCUCUUGUAUUCUUGAAUGGAGUAGAAAGGAAUGAUGCUGGUUUUUAUAUUGUGUGUGCCAAAAACAGAUUUGGAAUUGACCAGCAAACAGUUGAGCUUGAUGUUGCAGAUGUGCCUGAUCCACCACGUGGCAUCAAUGCCAGUGAUGUUUCGAGAGAUUCUGUAACACUUCACUGGGUAGCACCUGCCAAUGAUGGUGGAAGUAAAGUCACAAACUAUAUCAUAGAAAAGUGUGCCACAACAGCAGAAAGAUGGGUUCGUGUUGGCCAGUCUCGUGACACCCACUAUACUGUUGUCAAUCUGUUUGGAAAAACAAGUUACCAAUUCCGUGUCAUAGCUGAAAAUAAAUUUGGUCAGAGUGCACCGUCUGAGCCAAGUGGAUCUGUUGUAACGAAGGAAGACAAAUCAAGAGUUCUUAACUAUGAUGAAGAAGUUGAUGACACCAGGCCAGUUUCCAAAAGCAAAGCUCCUCAUUCAGAGGCUAAGAAUGUUCACAACAAGUACAUGAUUGCUGAAGAGCUUGGCCGCGGACAGUUUGGUAUUAUUCACCGGUGCAUUGAAACCAGUUCUGAGAAAACUUACAUGGCUAAAUUUGUCAAAGUUAGAGGUGCAGAUCAGGCACUAGUGAAGAAAGAAAUUGCAACACUGAAUGUGACACGCCACAAGAGCUUCCUGUUACUGCAUGAGUCAUUUGACUGCCCUGAAGAGCUAGUCAUGAUUUAUGAGUUCAUCUCUGGUGUGGACAUAUUUGAGCGCCUUGGUACAGCCAAUUUUGAGCUCAAUGAGUGUGAAAUUGUUAACUAUAUCAGACAAGUAUGUGAAGCUCUUGAAUUCCUUCACAGCAAGAGUUAUGGCCACUUUGAUAUCAGGCCUGAAAAUAUAGUGUACACUACAAGAAAGGGAACUAAUGUCAAGAUUAUUGAGCUUGGACAAUCUAGACACCUUACACCUGGCGACCAAAUUAAGAUUCAGUACACGACAGCUGAGUUUGCGGCACCAGAAAUACAUCAAAAUGAGAUGGUUAGCACCGUGACAGAUAUGUGGUCUGUCGGUGUCCUUGUGUAUGUUCUUCUCAGUGGACUUAAUCCAUUCGCUGCUGAAACUAAUCAGCAAAUGAUUGAGAGCAUUUGCAAUGCUGAGUACAGUUUUGAUGAUGACGCCUUCAAGCAUGUAAGUGUUGAGGCAUUUGACUUUGUGGACCGCCUACUAACCAAAGAGCGCAAACAUCGUAUGACCGCUGCUGAGGCUUUGAAUCAUCCUUGGCUGACAAUGAACUCAGAGCAGCUAAGCACUAGGUCCAUCAAGAUUACACGCCAUAAGAGAUAUUACCAAGCCAUGGUUAAGAAAGAAUGGAACACUGUUGUGUCAUCUGCUCGUGUUGCCAGUGGUGGUGCUAUCAGAAGUCAGCGAGGAGUAACAGUCUCUAAAGUGAAGAUUGCACCAUUUGAACAUGGACCAGUUGCAGGACUAAUUAAACACAGUGUUGCUGAUGAAGGUGAUGAUAUCAAGCUCAUUUGCAACAUUGAUAACUACGAUAGCACCACCGAAGUAACAUGGUACUGUGGAGUAAGACAACUAGAAGAAAGCGCUAAAAAUGAAAUUACUUAUGAAGACGAGCUUGCUACCAUAACUAUCAAAGGAAUCACCAGAACUGAUGACGGAACAUACAGAUGUAAAGUUGUCAAUGAGUAUGGUGAGGACAGUGCCUAUGCUGAGCUCUUUGUCAAAGGGGUAAGAUCCUAUCGUGAGUUCUUCACUACACGUGUUGUAAAGAAAGUAAAACGCAGAGUUGACACAGCAAGACUUCUGCAAAGACCUCCUGAAUUUACUUUGCCAUUAUGUAACCGCACUGCUUACAUUGGAGAGAAUGUGCGCUUUGGUGUCACAAUCACAGUGCAUCCUGAACCUCGUGUAAUGUGGUUGAAAACUGGUCAAAAGAUUAUGCCAGGAGAUGAUGACAAGAAAUACACUUUUGUUAGUGAUAAGGGCCUGUAUCAGUUAGUGAUUCACAAUCUUAACCCAGAUGAUGACGCAGAAUACACUGUUGUGGCACGGAACAGAUUUGGUGAUGACAGUUGCAAGGCUCGUCUUACAGUGAUCCCUCGUCCUGCUCCUGCUGAUAACACCUUGAGACCUAUGUUCAAACGUGUUUUUGCUAACUUAGAAUGCAGAGAAGGCCAGAGUGUACGUUUUGAAAUGAGAGUGUCAGGGCAUCCUUCAUUGAAAUGGGAGAAAGAUGGCAUGCCUUUGGCAUUUGGUCCACAAAUUGAAGUUGUGCAUGAAGGCUUAGAUUACUAUGUCUUACAUGUAAGAGAUACUCUUCCAGAGGAUUCUGGCAUAUACAGAGUCAUUGCAACUAACUCAGCUGGGUCUGCAAGUUGCCAAUCCACACUCAAGGUUGAACGUGUGAUACACAUCAAGAAGGAGGAGAGUGAGGAACAAAAGAAGAAGAAACACGAUCUUGAUCAGCAAGAGAUGGACAAGAAAGUAAGACUAACUCAGAUACUAGCAGGUGCAGAUGUUACCCCACUUACUCCAGUCGCACAGCAAGCACUAAGAGAAGCUGCAACUAUGUUCAAGCCAGCAAUCACUACCAAGAAAGUCAAGAGCGAAGCUGAGGAAGCCAAAGAAAAAGAAGAGAAAAAGAAGAGAGCAGAAGAAAAGAGGUUGAGAAUGCCAUAUGUUAUUCCUCCACCUCGUGUUGUUGCUCCUACUGCUCUUGAGGAGGACAUGGAAAUCAAACACUUUGUGCCUUUCUCUGAUAUGAAGUGGUACAAGAAACUCCGUGAUCAGUAUGAGUUCCCGGAGCCAAUGGAAAAGUUCCCCCAGAAAAGACUUAAGCGCAUCCGGCUGUCAAGGUGGGAUCGGUUCUAUGAAGUACCCCUGCCGAGAAUUAAAGACCAAUACAAGCCAAAAUGGCAUAUUCCUGUUUCACAGGAUGACCUUGAGACUGUAAGGCCAGCAAGACACCGCACACCUUCUCCAGAGAUGGAGGCUUACUACAGAAUCAGGAGACGCUCUCUUGGUGAUCUUUCUGAUGAGGAACUGCUUCUGCCUGUUAAAGAAUACUUGUCAAUGAAGAGAACAGAGGAAGAAAGACUUAAACUCGAGGAUGAACUUGAGUUAGGCUAUUCUGCUUCUCCACCAAGUCUUAGCCCUGUACGCUUUGAACUCUCUGCACUGCGUCACCCAUCACCUAAGAGAGCUGCAUAUGAUGAGGAAGGGGAGGAAGUUCCAACAUAUGACUCCUACCGUAUUCCAUCUAAGUAUGAGGCUGGUCCAAGCUAUAUUGACUUAUGUCAACGUCACGAUAGGGCAACAUACAGACCUCCAAGACAAAAGCAAAGGUUAUAUGAGGAAAAAGAGGAUCAGGAACUGCUUAGGUCAGCAAUGACAACCACAAAGUUAACUUCCUACAAGAGCCAACUGCAGCACAUUGAGUUUGAGGAGAAAACAAAGGUCAAAAGAAAGGAGAAAACAAGAGUUUCUGUGUCAGCGGUAACUGAGGCAACAGUCAUAACUGAUAUACCUACAGCAUCAUUCUCUCCUGGCUAUGCUACAGUAACUCGUCCUAAGAAGCCUUCUGCUGCUCUGGCAGAAAAAGAAGUGGUUAAAACGACAUCACCUGAAAAAACACGCCCACGUUCCCCCAGCCUUGAAUCUGCUGAGAAAGCAGCCACUACACCAGACUUAUCAACAAAAAUUGAUUAUAUGUCAAGGUAUGAGUCAAGAAAGAAUGCCUUGAAAACUGAGAGGAAGCUUGAAAUUGUGACCCAGCAGCCUUUUACCCUUGACCAUGCUCCCAGAGUGACUGUAAGAAUGCGCUCUCACCGUGUGCCAAUUGGUCAAAACACUAAGUUCACACUGAAUGUCCAAUCUAAGCCAGAAGCACAGAUUAAAUGGUACCACAAUGGAGUGCAGAUUGAAGAAAGCAGAAAAUACCGUAUGUUUAACAUGAGUGGUGUUUUGUCUCUUCAAAUCACUGAUUGUCAGGAAGAGGACAGUGGCACCUACCGUGUCGUCUGCACAAAUGCAAAGGGAGAGGCCUCUGACUAUGCCACUCUCGAUGUUGCUGGUGAUGGAUUUUCUGCAUAUGCCUCACAACGUAAAGAUGAGGAGCCACCAACUCCCUUUGUCCCUGAGAUGACAAAAACAGAUGUUUAUCAUGUUUCAUCUACAAAAGCAGCAUCUGUAUCAGAAACACAAGUGGAAUUAUCCAAAACUAAAACAGACAAGAUAGAAGAGACAAUUGAGACUGUUGUUCAGGAGGAGCAGGUAACAUCUGAAAUCAAACUUGAAACCAUGGCAGUGACAGCAGUUGAGGAAGUUGUGGUUGAGAAAAUUUCUGAGACUAAACUUGAAGCUACAGAAGUGACAACAGUAGUGGAAAAAGUGGUUGAGGAAAAGAAGCCAACUCUCCCAGCUACAAUUCUGACUAAACCACAGUCACUCACAGUAUCUGAGGGAGAAUCUGUUAAAUUCACUUGUGAUGUUGAUGGUGAACCUGCACCCACUAUAACAUGGAUGCGAGAGACUCGAGUAAUUGUGUCCUCUCAUCGUUACCAUAUUACCUCAACUGAAUAUAAAUCUACCUUUGAGAUUACCCAAGUAGAAACGUCAGAUGGAGGUAAUUACACUGUAGUAGCAGAGAACUCUGAAGGUAAACAGGAGGUACAGUUCAGUCUAACUGUUCGUAAACCAACACCUAUACAGAAAGUUGUUGCUUCUCCUCCAAGAGUGAAAUCUCCAGAGUCUCCCCGUAUAAAGUCACCAUUUGGAAUUAGGUCUCCACAGAGAAUUAAAUCACCUGAACCAAUUAAAUCUCCACCAAGAGUUAAGUCCCCACCCAUGGUAAAAUCACCGACUCCAAAAGAAAAAACAUCCAAGCCAACCUUCUCAGCAGAACUAAAAGACAUCUCAGCCUCUGCAGAUACUAUUAUAAAGCUUACAGUGAAAGUGUCCGGUGAGCCUAAGCCAUCAAUCUCUUGGAUGAAGGAUGGAAAAAACCUCUCUCAAGGUGGAAAAUAUGAAAUCUUUGAAGAACAUGGUUCAGCACAUCUUGAAAUCUAUGAAGCUGAUGUCUCUGAUAGUGGAGUGUACACAUGUACAGCCAAAAACAGUGCUGGAUCUGUUACUACAAACUGCACUGUUACCGUUCAAGCACGAACAACAACAGUUGCCAUUGAAAGAAAAGCAGAGUUGACAGAGCAAAUAGUGAAAAAGGAGAUUGCCUAUGAGGAAGUGCAGUCCUUUACAGAAAUUAAAGCAUCAAAAACCCAAAUGACAAUGAGUCAAGGUCAGACUGUUACACUACGAGCAAACAUCCCUGAAGCCUCUGAUGUGAAAUGGAUCCUGAAUGGAGCCGAGCUAUCAAAUUCAGAGAACUACAGAUAUGGUGUGUCAGGAAAUGAUCACACCCUGACAAUUAAAAGCAUCAGCCACCAUGACCAGGGAAUUCUCACAUGUGAGGCCAAAACUGAACAUGGUGUAGUCAAGUGCCAGUUUGACAUGACCGUCAGUGCAAUGCACUCAAAUGCACCAAGUUUCCUUAUGCAACCACGCUCCCAGAAUGUAAACGAGGGACAAAAUGUCACAUUUACAUGUGAAAUCACUGGUGAAACUUCUCCUGAAAUUGAGUGGCUCAAGGAUAAUACAGUAAUAUCUAUUACAUCGAACAUGAAAUUGAGCCGGUCUAAGAAUGUGUACACACUUGAGAUUCACAAUGCCACCACUGAAGACAGCGGAAAAUAUACAGUAAAAGCUAAGAACAAAUUUGGACAGUGCUCUGCAACAGCAUCACUGAAUGUCCUCACUCUGGUUGAGGAACCUGCCAAAAUGAUAAUUGUGGAGAAAGCCUCUGAUGCUACGAGCAUGCAGGGAAGUUAUGCUGCCAAGCAUGUGGUUUCAAAAAUGCAAGAGACAUCCUUCAGCAGUUCCAGCAUGGCUGAGGUUAAAUUUGAGAGCAUGUCAGCAUCUAGCAUGACCUCCAUGACUUCUGAAAGAAUGAUAGCUAUGAGCUCCAGCAGUAUGAUGGCAAUGUCCAGUCACUCGCAUGCUGAGGGGUCAUCCAUCAAAGCCAUUUCUCAUGGCCGCAAAGGUAUACCACCAAAGAUUGAGGCUGCCCCUCAAGAUAUCAGUAUUGAGUCAGGGAAGGACCUGGCUGUAGCCUGUGCUUUCACUGGAGACCCAGCCCCUUCCAUAGAAUGGUCACAUUCAGGGAAGACACUGUCCAGCAAGGAGGAGAGUGGACGAUUGCAGAUUGAGACUUCUCAAGAUAUCACCACUCUUGUUAUAAGUGGAGUGAAAGAGACUGAUGCUGGUGCAUACACCUUAAAACUUUUUAAUGAGUUUGGAUUUGAUACCACUACUGUCAAUGUCAGGAUUCGAUCGAUGUAAAAAAAAACAAAAAACAAAACAAAGAUAAAAUAGUUAUACAAUCCUCACCCCAUUUCCCUCAUUCAAAUCCUUUUUAUUUAUAGAAUGAGAAAAAAAAUACUCAGUUCUUGAUAAAGACCUGGAUUUCUGUUCUUGUAAAUAUGAACUAUUUUUAUACCAAACUUGACAUUAAUUUAUGCCAAACUAGACUAAAGUCUAAAGUUGCUAUAAAAUGUGCCAUAUUGGAUA